This is a messenger RNA of Ectocarpus siliculosus, 52269 nucleotides long. NCBI's taxonomy places the organism in Eukaryota, Phaeophyceae, Ectocarpales, Ectocarpaceae. The record is from the annotation of a GenBank genome assembly.
AUGGCGAAGGCGAGGAAGGGUGUCGCGGGCAUCACGAGGAGGAGACGACGCGGAUUGCUGGCGAUCCCUGUUCUUGCUACCGCUACUGCUGCCGUCCUUGCUCUCGGGGUUGAUGCGGUGUCCGUACCUGAGGCCCCGGCGAGGGUAGACUUGGAUGUGAUGAGCGGAGACGAGGUGGCGGUGGCAUUUUCCGCUCCGCUGAGCGAUGGAGGGUCUGCGGUGCAGAGCUACGAGAUUGAGUGGGACACCGACCCUGGAACACGAGAGGUCCAGUGGAUAAAAACCUAUGCCGACACCGGCCCAAACGAGAUCCAGUCUAUCACAACCACCGCCGACGAUGUUGAUGAGGUGCAACAGCUCAUUAUCUCUACAAACGAGACCCGAGAAGUUCAGUCCAUCACCGUGUCCGAUGCAAGCGCGGGAUCGUUCAUGGUCACCCUCGACCUCACGGCUAGUGGGGGCUCCGUGCAAACGUCGGGGGAAAUUGCCUACAAUGCCGACGCGACCGGCGGGCGUACUAGCGUCCAGGGCAUCCUCGAGGCGAUGAAAAACCUUGGCCCGGAUUCCAUUCACAACGUCACGUCUACCUACGACCUCGUAUCCGGGUCGACCUACACCUACACGUGGAACGUAACCUUUUCGGCGGCCUUCGGCGAUGUCCCGGAGAUGUUUAUCGGAGAAGCUGAUGCCGACCUUUCGUCCGUCGGUGCGGACGUCAACAUCGCUACCGUGCAGGAUGGCAACGUCAUCGGUGGAGACUUUCGCCUGGGCUUCAGCGGCUACACGACAUCGACCAUUUCCUACGAUGCCACUGCGUCUGAGCUCGGCAAGGCUCUUGCUGACCUACCUAGCAUCGAUUCCGUCGAUGUGGAGCGUUUGGGCCCAGAUGACCAGGGCGGUUUCAACUGGACGGUAACCUUCACCAGCGACAACCAGGAUGGCGACCUUCCCCUGCUUACCGUUGAAGCAGACGACAUCACGGCAACGGGCGCGUUCAUGGAGGUGUACUCGCUGGAGGAUGGCAGCUAUCUUGGCGGUUUCGUGAAUGUUACGUUUGCUGGGAAUUCGAGCCAGGUUGCGGCCAACGCGACGGCGGAGGAGAUGCGGGUUGCCCUAGAGGCCCUCGGCACUGGAGGCCUGGCUGUCUCCAGAGAAGGCCCGGAUAACCAACAAGGCUACGUCUGGACGGUGAACUUUCUAGAGACGGAGGGAGACGUUGACAUAAUCGAGGUGCAUGGGCCAGACCUCACGGGAGACGGGAGCGCCGUUGUUUCCGAGGAGGUUCGCAAGGGUACCUGGCAGGAGAUCCAGACCAUAGUGGUCACUGCCGCGAACGACCUGUUGGCCGUGGACAACUCUACGUAUUUCGUUCUUUCCUUCGGGGGUGAGGUGACCGGUCCUAUCUUGGCCAACGGCAAUGGAAGCUGCGAGCCCGCCGUUUCCGAGGUUCAAGUUAUAUCAACGUCCACAUCCGAUACUACUUCUGCGGGCGGAGAUGCGCACGUCUCAUACGGCCUAGCUUUCCAGCUGGUGUUCUACUCCAGAGACGGCAUGGUGGCUUUGAGCGACACCAUUGAUGCCAACCCUUCGUUCGGCGACUGUUCCGAGCCUGCAGAGUCCAUCCAAGACGCUCUAAGAGAGGUGGAAGGACUAGCAGGCGUUACCGUCAGCUCCAAUAGCACCAGUGCCGGUGACUCUUGCGACUGGUUCGUGACCUUCACGGACACACCCGGAAAUCAGGACCAGGUACAGCGGGUGGUGGAUGGCUGGGAAAAGAUGGCGGAUAAAAACGUACAUGUUCGGGUUGAUACAUUGUCAAUACCAAUGCUGAUGGCUGUGGUGAUUGACACCGAGGGACCGGCAUCUUCGGUAACGUUUGGGGAUGACACCGUGACGGUGGGGACGCUCAUCAACGGAACCGUUGACUCCAUCAAGCUUGAACUGGAACUGCUCCCUGCCGUUGGCGAGGUAACCGUUCACGCUCGAGAGAACGAAACCACCAGCGAGACAUGCACCUGGGACUUAGUGUUUGAAACAAACACGGGGCUGGAAGGAGACGGUGGCGAACUGCCCCUGAUCACGGCUGCCUUCUACAACAUCACCAACUCGAGCUACUCCGAUCUCGACACCACCGUAACACAGGACAUGCACGAGAUAGUGGUCUCCAGGAACCGGUCUGGAACUAGCGUCCACCUCGGCGGAGAUUUCGCCCUGUCGCUAGAUGGGUCGAGGUCUCAGUAUCUCCCCAGCAACGCAUCGGCCAGGGACGUUAAGCUAGCCCUCGAGGCGCUUGACACUGUGGGGACAGUGGAUGUCGAGAGAUACGACGGCGACGAGGAGGUGUACGCCGGAUACACGUGGAUAGUUACCUUCAACACCGACCUCGGCGACGUCAGUAGCCUUACCGCUGACACCAUGUCCAUGACCGGUUCAGCACCUGUCCUCGCGGUUUCUGAAAGCGUCAAGGGCGUGGGCCCCUCCUUCGCAUCCCUGGAUCCCUACAACUCCUUGCCCCUGGGCUCGGCCACUCUGACCGACCUGUCAGACUUGUCUAUGUCCGUGGCCGGAUUGGAGGAAGGGGUCGCGUAUUAUUUCCGCGUGACGGCGUCCAACUACAUCGGAUCAGGGCCUCCUGCGGUGGCGGAGACACCAUACGCUAUUCCUCUCCCGCAACCCAGCCAGCCCCCGUCCAACAUCACGUUAGAGGCUGUAGAUGGCAGCACCCUUAGAGUCGACUUCAGCCCUCCUUCCUCCACCGGUGGAGAAGAAGUCGACAGCUACCGCGUGGAGUACUCGACGUCCCCAUUCUUCGAGGAGGCCCAAGCCCUGACCAUCUCCUGCGAGUCAGAGCCGGAGGUGCAGGUAGUCACCACCAACGCCACCGCCGUGCCUGAAGUCCAGCUUUUGCACCUCAAGAUGGACGACAACUUUACCGCCGACUAUCCCGGGACGACGGUCUUCGAGGUCCAGGAAGUAUCGUGCGACGCUAGCGCGGGCACGUUCACGCUAACCUUCGACGGUGCAGAGACCGACAGCAUCAGCUUCGACGCCGAUGAAGCCGGAGUGAUCUCCGCUUUGGAAGAGAUCUCCACGAUCUCCGAAGUCAACGUCACCUUCAAAGACGGAGUUUCGCAGGCCUGUCAGGCCUACCCUUCGUCUCUGGGUUUCAACGUCACCUUUUUGGAGGCUGUUUACUACCGGGGAGAUGUCCCACUCAUGACUUCAAACAUCGACAACCUAGAGGGUGCUCGGCGCGCGGACGUGACGGAGGUGUCGAAGGGAUACGCCAGCAUGGGAGGCACUUUCAAGCUUACCUUCAACGGACACACCACGGAUAUCAUCAGCUACAACGCCGGCGCAGCCGAUAUUCAGGCGGAACUCGAAGCCCUAGACCCGAUUGGCUAUCUCGGCGUCAACGUCACCUCGGCGGGUCUCAGUGCGCAGUACGAGAAGAUGUGGCGAGUGUCGUUUGUCGGCUCCACCGUGGAAGGCGAUGUGGAAGCGAUGCAGGCUCUGGACUACAACACCGCCUUGACGGGCAACGGUGCUGCAGUUGCGAUCUACGCGGAUGGAGAGGAGACUUCCUCGGACAGACGAGGCGCAGACCCCUCGGUUGUCGGCAACCAGCUGUCAGGCACCUUCACGCUCACGCUGAGAGGAUGGGAGACAGAGAGCAUCGACUUCAACGCCGCCGACACCGAGAUGGAACUGGCUCUCGAAGCCCUGCCCAACGUAGGCUCUGUGUCCGUCAACCGCAAGGGGCCCGACGGACAGCUCGGCUACUCCUGGUAUGUCACGUUCGUGGAAAACCCUGGAUCAUUCCCAGCGGGGUCCGGGGACGUAGCUCUCCUGUCUACGGACUCUUCUUCCCUGGGCGGGGACGGGGCCUGGUGUACGGUGGAAGAGAUGUCUGCGGGCACCCCGGAGCUGUCGGGAGCGUUUGUCCUUGCGUUUACAGCGAGUGACGAUGGUGGCAGUGGCGGAGUGACGCGCUACACGGACGAGCUGCCGUACAACUCCUUGGCUGAAGAGGUGGAGGCAAGCCUCGAAGCCCUGGACGAGGUGGGCAACGUGGUCGUCACGCGGACGACGCACACCGACGGUUACACGUGGACCGUGACCUUCGCAUCCUGCCGAGCAAAUGACACAUCCGGUGCCGACGUGUGCAAUACCGGAGACGUAGAGCUGAUUUCCUUCGCGGCCAACGGAAGCCUAUCCGGGUGUUAUGGCGGGAGCGGGCCGGCGUCGUCGUCUAUGGUGGUGGUUAACGGGUCUGCUGGGGAGGAAGUCGACAUGAUGGAUCUCUCGGACGGUCCCCCGUACAGGCACGACAUUACGGGAUUAGAAGCCGGCACAGCCAUUUACGCGAGGGUGAGCGCCCACACGCUCAUGUCCUACGGGUACGCCGGCCUGUCCAAGCCAGAGUUUGCGACUCCUUCGAAUGUGCAGCCAGGCCCCCCCGCGGCCGUACGCCUCGUGGAAACCUCCGAGUCAUCGAUCGCGGUUGAGUGGGACCAUCCCACCGUGGACGGAGGGGCAGACAUUGCCGGGUACGAGCUGUGGAUGGGAGAAUGGGCGACUUCUAGCUUCCGGCUUGUGUACGAUGGAGUGGAUGACGAAGAUACUACGUCCUUCACCGUCGACACCAGCAACUUCCCCGAGCUGGAGAGCGGACGCGCUUACCGUUUCAAGGUGCGGGCAGUUAACUACUGCUCGGCAGUGGACACGGGCAGCAUCUGCUACGGUGACUUUUCGCCAUCAACGGCCUACACUGUCAGGGAACCACGGAUGCCCAGCGCGCCAACACAGCCCCUUCGGGAUUCUUUGACAAACCUCGGGACUGCUGCGUACGAUGAUGCAGAGGUAGGGAUCUUGUGGUCAGCUCCCAUGGACAAUGGAGGCUCCGAGGUGCUGAGUUACAAGGUGCGGUUCGAGGACCAGGCCGGAACCCUCACCUCGGUUGAUGUCGACGCCGGGGACGUGUGGGGGCCCCAGGAGCUGCUGGUGUCCAGCCUGUCAGAGGGGGAACUGUAUACGUUCUACGUGCAGGCCGUCAACGCGUAUGGGACGUCUGGGGCUAGCCCUGCUCUCACCGUCGUCGCAGCCCUCCGUUCAGGCAUGGCGGUGGGGGGUAACCAGACGUACGCAACCGUUUCGCCCACGGUGUUGGCGGUUUCAUCGAGCGAGGUAACUCUAUCCUGGGCAGCACCCGUCGACACUGGAAAGUCUCCGGUCACAGGGUACCACGUCUACAUGUUCGAUGGCGUUGGUCUCAAUUCUCAGGCCGACCCAGAGCCUGUCAAGCAUGAGAUUCAGUUGGUGUCCCUCAGUGUAGAUGACCCUGUGCCAGCCAUCCAGGAUGUGACGAUAUCGGACGUGGCCGGUGGCACCUUCACGUUGAGGGUGAUGGCCGACGCUCUCGGAGGAGAGAUUGAUGUCGAGACGGCGGAAAUUGGCUACAGUGCCUCCGCCGCAGCUGUUGAGCUCGCCCUCGAAGCGGCGUCUAGCACGCUGGGUGACGUCGAAGUUGCGAGGACCAUUUCAGGCACAGGAACGACAAUAACCUACGAGAUAACCUUCGACGGAUACACUGGGGCUGUUGAGGAUCUCGUCCUUGACACCACCGAACUGGAGGCCGACUCUGGAGCAGUGGUUUCUGCGGAAGUGAUCACGCUGCAGGAGGGAACGGAACCGCUACGGGGGGACUUUUCGCUGAUCUAUCGGGGCCACGAGACGGCGGCUUUGAGCUAUGAUGCCGACGCCACCGAGGUCAAACGACAACUGGAGAACCUGGACACGGUUGGAAUCGUUUCGGUCGAGAGAAACACCACCCUCUCUGACGGAGCGUCCGAGUGGACGGUUACGUUCGAAACGGAACUUGGGGAUCUCCCGAUGCUGGAGAUCACUUCGGGAAGACUGACGGGUGGGGGGCGUGAGGCGACGGUGACCGAGACCCUGGCUGGUUCGGCAGCCACCCUAGUGUACGACGGCAGCGGCAAGUCCUCCGUCAAGGAGUUCACCGCCUCCGGUCUCGUGGAAGACUCGCUCUACGCCUUUAAGGUGGUGCCCCUCAGCGCAGUCGGACUCGGAAUUCCGAGCGCUGCGAGCCCUACGGUAGUAGCCCGGGAGGGAGCGGUGGCAGCGCAAACCGUUGCUAGCGGGCCCUCUCUAGCCCAGGGUAUGGCCGGUGUCGUCCACGAGCAGCAGACAGUCACGGCGACGGCAACGUCUGGGAAUUUCUCGCUCAGCGUCUCGGGAGGCGGCAUGGAAUCAGUCUUGAUCAACGCCGAUGUUACCAACGGCAAGAUCGCAUCCGAUGCCGAGAUCAAGGCGGCCCUCGAUGGCAUUGUCGGGGAGGUGAACGUUUCGAGCUUCAACGCUUCUCACAGCGGACAGCAGGCGUAUGCCUGGACUGUGACAUUCAUGUCCAUCUCCGGAGAUGUUGGAGAGCUCCUUGUCAAUGAGACAAACAUCCUCAGUGGGGAUGUUGCCGUAACGGAGAGGGUCAAGGGCCAAAGGAACGAGUUUGUCGUGUCUCCUCGCAAGGCGACUGGCGCGCCGGUCACGGACGUCACAGCCGCCUCUGCCUUCGCAGCAGAAGGUUCUACAUACUCAUUCGCAGGUGGCGACCUGUUUUUCACGGAGCUAUACAAGAUCGAAGAGGAUGGGUCCAUCGAGUGGGAGUCGGACGGAGGCGUGGCCAUGUACAAUCCCACCGCCUACGAGACGCAGCGUCUGUGGAUUCCUUCGGGGUCAUCGGGCAGCUUUUGCUUGGUGUUUGAGUGGGAGAAGGUCACCUAUACAACCGGCAAUGGCACUGGAUGCCCCGAACCAGAUGGUGGUGCCAUCGCGCUCAAGGAUGCUUUGGAAACGAUCGAUGUCAUUGGGGAGGUGGAUGUGGCAUACACUCGCGAGGAGGACAGCGAUGCCCAUGUCUACGAUGUCUGGUUCAAGACUCUCUUGGGCGACUUGCCCCUGCUGGAGUACGACGAGUUCACAACCGAUCCGCUAGUGCCGGGGCACAUCAACAUCACCGAAACCUCUGCGGGUGUUGCAGAAGUGCAGAAAGUGGUCAUUUCUUCCGACGCCGGGUUUGUGAGGGAGGUGCAGAGCCUGUCUUUGACCGCAGAUGACACUUCGGUUGAUGUGUCGGGUAGCUUCAACAUCACCCUAUCCGGGGCGAGCAACACCGUUCUGGUGCCUUUUGACGCCAACGCCACCGAGCUCGAGGCGCUCCUCGAGGAGCUGAGUAGCGUCUACGACGUUUCUGUUUCGGUCGUGGACAAGUCGAGCGGGAACUCGUCCGUUGACAGUUACAUAAACGCCACCCUCUGGACCGUCGUCUUCAACGAUCCCGUUGGCGACGUUCCCAGCCUCCUGGUGAAUGGGUCGAGCUUGGAUGGCAACUCUCCGCGAGUAGAUAUCGUGGAGGUGGUCAAGGGCGUCUCUCCUCUUGAGGGCACUGUAACGCUUGCUUACCGUGAGGGGUUUUCUCAAGACCUGGCUUUCGAUGCCUCCGAGGAAGAGAUCAAAGCAACCCUGGAAGCACUGGACACAAUCUCCACCGUCUCCGUCUCCAAGUACGACAUCGGUGCCGGCUUUGAGUGGUGGGUGACCUUCUCCGGAGAACUCGGAGACCUAGAACUCAUCUCCGCCUUCCCCUACUCCUGGGAAGUUCAAUCUCUCCGCACCUACGGGGGAGACCCCACCCCCCUCGGCGGUUCCUUUUCGGUGGAAUUCGGCGGUUACACGUCCGGAGAUCUCCCCUACGACGCCUCCGCGGACGGUUUGAAGGCAGCUCUAGAGGCAUUGCCCGGGCCCGGGAGGGUGGACGUCGACAAAAUCGUUUUGGAGAACGGCCGAAACGAGUGGCUGGUGACCUUUAGAGACCUGGUUGGCGAUGUCGAGCUUGUCGCGGUGGAUGGGUCGGACCUCACUGGCACUUCGGCUACGAUUACAACCACCGAGGUUGCCGCUGGGUCUAACAGCUCUCUGACCGGAGAAUCACCCGCCCUUGCGGUGGAAGAGAUGCAUUCCGGGAGGCCGAGUUACACCGCCAGCUACCAGCCUGUGGGCACAGGGCCGUACCAAGUGGCGGUGACGCACAUGCUGCCGGGUGGAUUGAGCGCGACGUAUUGGGACAACCAGUGGCUGUUUGGUGCUCCUGCCGUUCAGAGGGUGGACGCCCAGGUCAAAUUUAGCUGGGGAACUGGCGCUAUCACCCCGUACGGGAGAGACUACGUGUCUGCUAGGUGGAGUGGAAAGCUUCUGGCCCCUUCGAGUGAGACCUUUACUCUGUACGUCAAGGCCGACGAUGGCGCUAGGCUUUACGUGGACCAUGAACUCGUCAUCGAUGCUUGGGAAGGUGUUUUGCCAGGGGCCAUCGAGUACCGUGCAUCAGUAGACCUUGUCAACGGGACGUUCCACGACAUCGUGCUGGAAUACAGGGAGAAUGAUGGUGCCGCCAGCAUCCAGCUCAUGUGGAGCAGCUACAGCACUGCGCCGGCGGUCAUUCCCGCGUCCGCACUGUUCUACACGACGCCUAUCUCGGGCUCACCGUACAAUAUUUCCGUCGUACCUGGGGCGGCCGCCUAUCCCUUCACCGAGGCCUUCGGGGAAGGGGUAACGAACGCCUCCGCCGGGGUGUUUGCAUCUUUUGUCAUCCAAGCCAAGGACGCCUGGGGCAACAACGAAACCCGUGACGUGGCCGACGAAGAAGGGAGCGCUUUCCAAGUAGAACUUAGCUUCGGGUCACGUACACUAGGACCCAGCACCAUGGGAGCUCCGGAGUACAUCGGGGAUGGCGCCUACAGUGUCAGCUAUGUGGCCACAAAGGCCGGAAACUACAGCCUGUCCGUUAGGACAGCGGCUGGGGCGCACAUCUACUGCGGCCUUGCUCAGGAAGAGGCGUGCUCCCCUUUCGAGGUUGUCGUCUCACCCGGUCCGACCACCGCUUCCACUUGCGAAGCCGAGGGGGACGCCUCUCCUGCCAUGGACUCCCUCGCAGAAGGGGUUGCAGGGAUGACGGGAUACUUCAACAUUCAGGCGAAAGACACUUUCGGCAACAAUCGCCUUGAAGGGGGCGACGAGGUCUCCGUCCAUGCCGCGCUGUCGGAAUCGACGACAUCCUACAGGGGGACCGUCGUUGACAACGCUGAUGGGACCUACCUAGCAGUCUACACCGUUCCCCGGGCCGGGACGUACUCCAUGCGAGUUACCAUCGGAGGCGAGGCCGUCCAGCACUGCACCCCUCCCGUCAACAGCACCACCACCUCCGUGCUUAGUCGCGAAUACGAUGGUAUCUCGGUCUACUCGCCGCCAUCGGGAUGCUCUCCGGACUAUCCCACCCUCACCGUGGUUCACGGCGACCUGCACACCCCGAGCUGCACUGCGGAGGAGGUCGCCAAUAGCGGAGACGAGGGGCUUUCGAAGGCUGUCGUGGGUGUCCCAGCGAACUUCCAGGUUGUUUCCCGCGAUGCUUUCGGGAAUAUCAGAACUGGCGACUCUACGACGCACUUCGGGGGCUACGGGGACGGGAGCUCCGACGUCUUCAUGGCCAUCCUCUCCGGCGCGAACGGCUACCGUGUCACGACUUCUUCUGCUGUACAAAUCGUCACCGUCGCGAACGGAACCGCGGAAGGAUCUUUCCGGCUGUACUUUGCCGGGGAUGUAUCCCGAGAGGUACCCAACGGAGCAAGCGCCGCAGAGUUCCAAGCGGCGUUGAUGGGCAUCAAGCAAGACCAGGCCACCGCUAGUGGGGGAGAGGAGAUCGUGAGCGCGACGGUAUCGCUGGAUUCGGAUGCCGAUUCUGGGGCUGUGGCGUGGCGGGUGACCUUCCUUUCUCACCUGGACGAAUGGAUGUCUGAUCCGCUUCAAGUCAUGGCCGCCUCAGACGGCUCGACAUCGAUCAGCGACAUGAUCACCGUCAACAAGACGGCGUCGGGGGGAGUGUACCCAAUGGAAUACACCCUCCACUACCGCGGCACGUAUGUGAUGAACGUCACUGGGGCAGACGGCCAGCACAUUACUGGGUCGAGUUUCUUCGUAGACACCGAAACCAGCGACACCGAUGCAUCAUCCUCCACCGCGGAAGGCAUCGGGCUCUCGGGAGGGGUGGCGGGAGAGCCCCUGCGCUUCAUCGUCCAGGCCAAAGAUGAGAGGGAAAAAGAAGUCCAAGCCCUUGUCGCUUGGGCAGAGGUUGUGGAUGUCGUGCCAGAGGUGCAGAGCGUCGCUCUCCUAGGAGCUUCGGCCGAACCUGUCUACUUGUCCUUCCUGGAGCAGAACAUUACAGUAACGAUCGGCACAGACACUCCGGCGGACAUCCAGGCCUCCCUCGAGGCUCUCCUUACGAUCGGGACUGGGAACGUGGAGGUAUCCAGCGACGUCGGAUCAUCGACAGCUCUGGACAAUGGAGACACCUUCUCCGUCACCUUUACCGGCGUAUACGGGGAUGUUCCCCUCCUCACCCCGGUUCCGUCUUCGCGAGCGACGGUUACAUCGUCCACCGAGGGAGACGCCCCCUUCCGAAAGGAAACCCAAGCUUUUUCUUGCACACUUGGUGCAACGGGGGACCUCGUGUUGAACUGGCGAGGAUUGGGGAACGUCACGGUGGCGGCGGACGACGACCUCGACGCGUUCGAAAGUGCCGUUUCGUCGGGGCUGACGAGUGUAACCGUCGUCGGGAGUGACACGACGGCGGUCUGUUCGGGUGAAAUCGUGUACAUCACCUUCCAUGAGGCCCGCGGAGAUGUGCCUUCUUUGUCCUUCGCACCUGCGGACACCUUUACCGGAACCGUGACAAUUUCUACAGCUGGAUCGCUAGAAGGGAUUGCUCCCCUGUGGGGGACGUUUGAGCUGGGGUACGGAGGAGAAACGACGUCUCCUCUCUACGCAGAUGCCACUGCUGAUGACGUGAAAGCGGCCCUUGAAGAUCUCUCUACCGUAGGAGGCGUUAGUGUAACGUUGGGGCACAUUGGCCUCUCCCUCGGGUCGGACGGUACUGUCUUCCCGCCGGGAGGCGAUGACAGCGGCAACGACAACGUGACGUCUCUCUUCCCUGUCUGGACGGUCACCUUCGAUGGAGAUUGCUCGUUCGAGAAUGACGUGUGGACCUCCUGCCCAGCCAACAUCGGUGAUUUAGAGCCGCUUGUGGUGGACACGUCCGGACUGGGAUGGGAGGAAUCUCCUUACAAGCACCAAGCGCCUCCCGAGAUUCGCGUGUACGAGAUCACCAAUGGCACCGCUGGCAACAACCAGGUGGACGAGCGCGACUGGAAUGCUCUGGCUGUAUCCCUCUUCCUCGAAGACAAUAGCACCGACAUCGCGGCCAUCGGCAUGAACGAGAAACAGGGAUUCACCUGCCACACUGAGGCGGGGGGAUCAAACUCGUCUGCUUACGUCGUGCUCGAGUUCAUGGGGCAGAGUGCCACGAUCAAGGCUAACGCCACCAUUCCCGAUUUCGCCGACUACAUCGAGGAGAUGGCCCGCGACGCCGGCUUAGCCAACUCGGUGGUCAACAUCACGUCUCACGCGGGACAAGCGAUGAUAUGCGGAAUCCAUGGAGACGAGGUGGUUAUUGAGUUUGCCGCCAACUACACGCUACCGGAGAUUGUAGUCACAGGCUACAACGGGGUUGCCGAUAUCAACGUGCGCGAGAUCACCAAGGGUAUCGACUCCAUUGCCUACCUUGGAGGGGGCAGUUACCUGGUUGAGUACACUCCUGUUGUCGCUGGAAAGUACUACCCAGUUGUCACCAUCGCCGACGAAGAAAUCUCGACCGACAUGUCCGGAGGGGUUACCGUUACACCGGCCAACGCGUCGGCGGUGACGUCCACCCUUGCCUCCGAUCGGGUGGCUUUCCAAGGCGUGCCCCACUACCACAGCCUGGAGAUCCGAGACCGGUUCGGAAACCUUCUCGACGGUCACCCAACUGGUGGAGGCUUUACCGCCACCAUCACCGGAACCCCUGACGCUCGCGCUGGCGUGACACAAGAGCACGCUUCUGAUGUUACCAUCGCGGCGACGGUUUCAGAAGAGACAGAUGCAAGCGGGAAGCUUUCGGCCAAUUUCACCCCCGAUAUCGCGGGGACGUACGUGAUGAGCAACGAGUUUACUGGGCCGGGGGGGCUCCUGGGCACGUUUUUCCGGACCAAAGAUUUCAUGGAUCCUGUUCUUGAAAACUCGGCCUACGCGACUGAGGAGCCGUACCACGAGCUUCCUUUCUGCCCUUCUACAAUGGUGGAAGGGUGUGAUUCUACAGAGCUGGUGUCCAGCUUGACCCUGGACUGGGGGACCGCUAGUCCUCUGCAGGCCUGGCCUGGCCUAGGCUUCCCUGCAGACUACUUCAGCGUGAAGCUCGAGGGCUUCAUCAUGGGUCCCACCGACGGAACGGUUUCCUUCCAGGCCACGGCGGACGACUUGUUCCGGUUCACAGUGGACGGGGUCGUCGUGAUGGACACCGUCACGGCUGGGGGGGAUGCCUCUACGUCCAUCCUUACGGCAGAGGUCGACAUGACGAAGGGCGCUUUGCACGCAGUGACAAUCGAGCUGGUGGAGGAGCUAGACGAGGCAUCGAUGAGCCUCCUCUGGUCCUACGACGGCGCCGCGGAAAACUCCCCGAUGGAAAUCCCCUCGUCGGCCCUGUACUUCACGAGACACCUCGAGGGCUCUCCUGUCACCAUCUCCGUAUUUCCCGGGGAGGUGACCGCAGGCACUACUUCGUUCGAUGGAGACGGCUUGGUCGGCUGCGUUGCCAUGGAGGAGUGCUCCUUUACGGUAACCGGGCGCGACGGCGGCAACAACAUUCGGUUCACGGCCGGGUCAGACGAGUGGGACGUGGCGGUGGAUGGGGUGGGCGGCUGGGCCGCCGAGGGUAGGGUAGGAGAGUUUGUCCACUCGGAGGACGCGCCUCUGUCUGCGGGCGCCGUGGCAUGGUCGCCCGAGGACUGGACCUACGCAGGGAACGUGACGUGCGUGGCCGAAGAAUCGUCCUGCACAUCGCAGCGAGAUUUGAGCGACCUCAUACAGAGGGGUGACGCGAUAGUCAUCGCCGGGGAGACGCACGUGGUGGACCCAGACGUCACCGAGGCGUUUGACUCUACCUCGCUUCCGCUGGCUUCCCCCUUCCUGGGAGAGUCGGGCCUUUACGAAGUCUUUAAGGUCGGUGACAACACGGGUAACUACACAGUUACCUACACCCCGCUCGUUAGAGGUGACUACUCCGUGACGGUCAAGAAACCCGCCAUUUGGGAAACGCAGCUGGUGCAGACAGUGGUAGAGGAAACGGGUGAUGACCUGGCUGGCACGUUUACGUUGGCAUACGAAGGCGAGAUCACCGUCCCCAUCGCCUACGACGCCAUCGGGAGUGACGUGGCGUCCGCCCUGGGCAACCUGUCCGCCCUAGCCGACGCCAACGUGACCGCCGAGACGUCAAACUGCUCCACGCCUGAGGCCGACGUGGAAGUGCUCGAGGGAAACGCUGCGAGCGUGGCCAUCGCGGAGGAGAUCAAGGGGCAAGCUGCCCUGGACAUCGGUGGCUCACCCGUGACAAUGUCUGUCGUUCCGAACGAUGCUAGUGCCGGUCAAACGACCGCGUGGGGCCGGGGACUCUACGAGGCGACCGCAGGAGAAACAGCCACCCUCACGGUGCAGGCGCGGGAUGCGUACCAGAACAACAGGCUCGACAGCCAGAACGAUUCCGUGUUCCUUGCGCUGGCCUUCGCGCCGGACGCUGAUCCCGCCGACGUUCCUCCGGUGCACGGCACCGUCAUCCCGCUAGGCGACGGAACCUACAACGUAUCCUACACUCCGACGUUUGCCGAUACAUACGUCCUGGCGGUCCUCAUGUCUACCGCCGUAGAAACGCAGCAGUUUUCGUUCGUGUUCGAUUCGGACGCAGAAGCGUCUGGGCGUUUCACCCUGAGGACGGGGGACGGAGCCCAGCAGACAGAAGCACUUUCGUACGAUGCAACCGCUGACAUGGUGGCGUCGGCCCUGUCUGCUGUGACCGGCAUCGGACCGGUACAAGUUACACGAGAGGUUACAUCGGUGACGUCAGGAGCGGCCAGCUGGUCGUACACGGUGGCUUUCAUGUCUGUUGUGGGAGACGUCGAACAGCUCACCGUUGGCUCUGAGGACCUAGUAGGCCUAUCGGAGCCCCCUUCUGUCACCACCGUCACGGAGGGAGAGGCUGAGCACAUUAAGACGGCAGAGGCCUCCCUUCUCCCCGAGAUCCAGGUGGUGCGGGGGCACACCACUGCCGCCCUUGCCGUCAACUCGUCCGCCGAAGAGCUGGAAACUGCGCUCGAGGAGCUGACCACCGUCGGUGGCGUCAGUGUCUCAAGACAGGACGUGGCGGGAGCGUCUCUGUACGGCUUCGAGUACGCGGUCGAGUUCGAGCCUUGGGGAGCUCACGACCUCGAGCACUACCUCAACUACGGGGACAUGCCUGCCAUGGUGAUCCAGCCCUCGUUCAGGAUGGCACUGCACAACGUCACGGCGAGAGUGUACUCCGGCGGAACCCCUAGCGCCGACGCCGCUAUCACUCAAGACGGCGCCUCUCCCUUCGUUCCGGUAGUGUCUCCGGGCGUCGUGUCGUGGGAGGCGUCUACUCCUGUAGACGAGGACGGCGUGGUGGACAAGGACGGGUUGAGCUCGGCCUACUACGAGGCGCCCACGUCGUUCCAGAUCGAGAGCCGCGACAGCUUCGGCAACCGCGUGUUCGACGGCCCCGUGAAGGAGGUCCAGAUUAUCGAGGUUUCCACCACCUUGGGCGGCGUGUUGGCCGGGUCUUUUGAGGUGUCCUACCAAGGCCACAGCGUCGGACUAGACGCCGGCGCAAGCCUGGCUGAAGUGGAAGCCGCGAUCGAGGGACUGUCAAGUGUGGGUGCAGUGACUGUGUCAACCGCGUCCGUUGUCAACUCAACAGCUUUCGGCGCCAGAACUGGGAGUGUUAUCGCUGGCUCCCCGUACGUGACGCCAUCUGCCGACGUGUCUUCGAUACUAUCGGAAGGGGACUGGCUCCGGUUGUGCGACGUCAACGACGGGCUCGUGUACGCCGUGAGGAGCGUCGAUGCAUCGUACCCCUACACCAUCACCCUCGACUCCCCUUACGGUGGCGACACGGAAUCGAACUGCGAGAUGUUCCGACGAGGCAUGGCCGGCAGCGGCGCGAGCAGCUACCAGUACGUCGUCACCUUCGACUCCAACGUCGGAGACCUCCCGGCCCUGACCGUCGACGGCACCGGGCUGACGGACGCGUCUUUCGGCAACGAGACAAAGGCGGAGGUGAUUUCUUGCAACUGGCACCGCAGGCAGACGGUGUCGAUCAGCGCCGACACGGACGUCAGCGGGUACUUCGUCGUGGAGUACAUGGGCUUCCGUUCCGACCAGAUUUCGCACGCCGCGAGUGCCGCGGACCUCCUGCAGGCGCUGACCGCUCUGGAGCCAAUUUACACAGCGGGAGUGGAGCUGGCCGAAGAGUCGCUGGUCGGGGGCCUACGCGCAUGGCACGUUACUCUCGUGAGCGCCCAAGGCUACGAGCCGAUCUUCGCGGACGGAUACCUUCUGAACGGCACCAACACGGCCGUUUCCGUCUACGACCAGUGUCCCUCGAGCGGUUUGGCCAACUGCACGGACAGUGGCGUCUCUGCUUCCGUCGUGGGCUGUGUCGUGACAUCGGCGGCUGGCAGGGUGGGCUCGAGCUACACCGCUAGCCUCUCUGGGCCAGAGGUCGUGGGCGGCACGGUGGAACACACGAGUGAUGGCCUCUUUUCGGCGGAGUACAUUGGCCCUGUGGCCGGCGAGUACGAGCUGGAGGUAUCCGAGGCGAAGGGCUUCGGCCUUCUUGGCGAGUACUUCAACAACCGGUGGACGUUCGGAGACCCAGUGGUCACACGUGUCGACGCCAAGGUGGACUUCUCCUGGUCGGACACGGAAACAAUUACGCCAACCGGGCAGGACUACAUCUCGGCCCGGUGGACCGGGUUCGUGCAGCCCGCGUUUUCCGAGCGCUACGUGUUCACCGUGGAAGCCAACGACGGGGCGCGCCUGUGGGUUGGCGAUAGGCUGAUGUUCGACAACUUCGAUGAGGACCUCGGACGGAAUGAUACCGGCCUCAUGUCCACCUUCACCGCCACCACUGAAGACGAGCUUGUCGCCGGACGGCUCUACACCGUCACGCUCGAGUUCCGUGAGAACUACGGCUCGGCAGAGGCGCAUCUGCUGUGGAGUUCGGGUAGCCAACCUUCAGAAGUAAUACCUUCCAACAGGCUGUUCUACGCAUCUGACCCGGUGGGGGACUCUCCCUAUUCAGUCACCGUCUACCCCCACAAGCCAUCUCAGCCGCUGGAGGCGUUCGUGGCCGUGGAGGCCUGGGACCAAGUAAAGGUUAGCUUCAUGCCACCGGAGAACGACGGUGGCGAGGCAGUGGAGGGCUACAUGGUGGAGUGGUGGUCGGCAUCGACGGCUUCAGACGAUGGCGGCUACGGGAGCCCGGAGAUCCAGACCCUGAAGAUUGGGGGGGACGUCGACGGUGGCAACGUGUACGUGACAUCCCCGGGAGGGUAUAAUUUCCCGAGGGCCCUUGGUUGGGACAUGUCUGCCGAGGACCUAGAGCUGGCCUUAGAAUGGACAUUCGACAUAGGAGAAGUGACCGUUUCGUACGCAGAGGACUCCAACAGCACGCGCAGCUACCGCGUCACCUUUGAGUCGGAGCUGGGUGAUCUCGGUGCUAUGGGCCUCGACUCCACCGACUUGACGUCCUCAACUGGGUUCGUACACUCGAUCGUCUGCCACGAUAGCUCGACCGCCGUUGCCCCGGGAACAGGCGGAGCUUCUGUCGGAUGCCUCGGAGCCGCCGAUUCCCAGGCCGGCAAUGCCACGGCGUCUUCGUCAACCGAUGUUGAGAUGAACGUGGUGGCUGGCGUGGAUCCUUUCGUCUACGUCAUUGAGGAUCUUGAUCAGGCUUCGUCCGAACCGGCUGGUUUCGACGUGAGGGUGUCCGCUCUAAACAGCGCCGGAUACGGUCGCCCGUCCGCGGCACUAAACAUCAAGCCUGCGGACGUCCCCUUGGCACCUUCUAUGGCCGAGGUGUUCCUGCUCGCUGAUAACCCUUCGGGCCUACGAGUCUACUGGGCUGACGUCACUGAAGACAGGGGCUCGGAGGUAAUCUCUUUCGCAGUUGACUACUCGACCGACGAGGACUUUGCUGUAGACAGCACGGUGCGGAUUGAGGGCAAGACGACCUUCUUCCUCAGUGACAGGCGAUUGGACAACGGCACUACACACGGAGUAUACGAAACAGACGUCACUGGCCUGCAGAGCGGUAUCCCAUAUUUCUUCCGGGUGUCCGCAUCCAACGCAAUCGGGGAGGGAGAGGCCAUGGUCACAACGCCGGCUUACCUGGUCCCGAUGACGGCCCCCGACAUGCUUGAGUACGGCACGGGCGUAACGUUGUCGACCCUUCCCGCUGGCGACGCCGUGUCGGUGACGGAUUCGUCGACCUCGCUGCACGUGUCCUUCUCGCCUCCCCCGAAUGACAACGGAGAUGCCGUGGACGAAUACUUGGUGGAGUGGUGGAUGGCUUCAGAGCCCGUCCGAAGCGAAGUGCAAGUGCUGCGACUGGCUUCGACGGCUGUGUCCGUUGCGAACGACACAUUGACCGGAAACUUCCGGCUGUCGUGGGGGGAUGGUGGAGAGGAAACAGACUACCUACCUGCCGAUGUUGGGGAAGUGGAGCUAGAAGCGGCCUUGGAAGGCCUACAGGACGUUCGAGACGUUCAGGUUUCCCGCGAAGCAAACACGGCUUCUGGGUACGACUGGUCCGUGACGUUCCUGACCGACGUAGAGCCGUCCGCAACUUCGAGCCGGCUGGUAGUAUCCUACAACGGCUUGGCCGGUGCUCUCGGCGCCUACAUUACGGCAGAGGUUGGGUACGACCUCAUUGCCGGACUGCCGGGCCACUCCGGGGUAGUGACGGUGACCGCCUUGGGGGGGGAGCGCAACAUCUCUGUGCUUUCCUUGCAGAGCGGCAUGUUGAAGGCAGGGCUAUUCAUCGAGCUCGAAGGAGAAGCGUACGAGAUCGAGGCGGUGGAUGCGUCAAACGAAACAAUCUCGCUGGUCGAGGCGUACGGUGGAUCGAACGGAAACCUAACGGUCAACUACGGUACCUCCGUCAGAGGCAGGAGCCCCUCCACCCUCCUCUCUGCAACCAUCCCCGCAACGUUAUCAUCGUCCGUGGCAUCACCAAUUAGUGAUGGCAACGGAGGCAUAGCCACCAACUCCAACUCUUCUUCCCUGUGGUACACCAUCACCGAGCUAGAGACCGGAGAGCCGUACUUCGUCAGGGUGUCCGCGAAAAACGCCAGAGGUCUCGGCCUACCCAGGGGUUCGAACCCGGCGUACCUGGCUCCACCGAAGCAGGUCCCCGCGAAUCCCGAAGGGGUGUACAUUUUCCCGGCUACUUCGAACUCCCUCAGGGUACUUUGGAACGCUCCGCCCGCGGACGGCGGGUCCUCCAUCACCAAGUACAAGAUCGAGUGGGACCCCGAGGAGACGUUCGGCUCGGGAGGUGAUGGUGGUCCGCUAGGAUCGCACCAGAAGGUCGUGACCAACUCCUCCCAGUGCAGCUCCUCUCCCUGCGAGUACACGGUCCCCAGCCUGGCUAAGGGUUUACUGUACCACGUCCGAGUGUUUGCGUACAACCAGGAGGGUUUCUCGGUGUCCGGUGCGCUGUCGAGCCCGUUCAACGAAGCGCCGUGUACCCAAGCAUCGCCACCCCCGGCUGUCGACGUUCUCCCCGCCUCAUCCACGUCUCUCCUGGUUGCGUUCGAGCCCUCCCUUGACGACGGAGGAAAGCCUAUCACCAACUACAAGGUGGAAUGGGAUGUCAUCGGGCUCGAAGGAUACCGCCAUGGUGGCAGCCCCUCCGACUCCCUGCUUUACUCCAGCGUUGACGUCCAGGCGGUGGAAGCGUCUGCGUCUAAGAACGACCUCGGAGGGCACUUCUCCCUAGCAUACAGGGGACUCGUGACAGACACAGUUUCUAUCGACUCUUCAGCCGAGGAGGUGGAGGAGGCUCUCAAGGCCCUGCCCACGGUUCCAGGAGGUCUCCGAGUCACUAGGGAGGCGUUGCCCGGAGACGUUGGCAGAUACGGCCGGCGCUGGCUCGUCAGCAUCCCCGCAGAUGCCUGCCUGGAGGAAAGGGCCGGGUUGUGUCCUCGGGUGUUGGUAUCCGCUGACGACACACUCUUCGUUUCCGAGUUUAUGAUGACCACCAACGCAACGAGCGAUGGCGAGGGUUUCAGCGAAGAGUUAUCUUCGGAGGGGCCGUCGUUGAGCGGGACGGAUGCGGUAGUCACCUCUUCUAGGUGGAUCGAGGGAUGGAGGGGCUGCGAGCAGCAGGUGGUAUCUGUGGCGGCGACGAACGGUUCGUUAUCCGGAACGUUCCGUCUGCUGUACGGGGAUCAAGCCACUGUGCCUCUCGAUGCCAACGCCUCCGCCGAAGCGGUUGAGUUGGGCGCUCUGAGCACCCUAUCAACGGACGUUUCAAAUGUCAUCCGGGACGACUUCGAUGCAUCCAUCGAGGCGGGGGUGACCCACCUGGUUACGGGUUGGCUGCCGCUCAUGGACUCGAGCUUGAAGGGCUCGGCCGUCUUCAACGCUUCGGCCAACUCGUCCCAUGAACAGUAUGAGGUGACGGGGCUCGCAAAGGGAGCGGCCUACCACGUUCGAGUGAGCGCGUACAACGGUGUGGCGCUGUCGUACGGGAAGACCGAGCCCUCGACCCUCCCGGUUGUGCACCCCGGCGGGCCCCCUGAGCCACCGUCUCGGAUAGAGGUGGACGCGUUUUCGCCAUCCUCUCUGGUCAUCUCUUGGUCCCCCCCAAACGAUGCCAUGGGGGGCGAUGUUACCGCGUACCAAGUGGAGUGGGACAGCGCACCGGGAAUCAGCGAGCAGCAGUUUAUCCGAAUUUCCAACGCGGUUUCCGGAACGUUCCGGCUGUCCCUGGAUGGGGCGACGACCGUCUCCAUUCCACACAACGCACUGGCCUCCCGGGUAGCGUCCGCCCUGGCCUCUCUUCCCAAUGUGGCUGCACCGGUGGAGGUGACCAAGGAGAGCUCGGCAGCAGCAUCUGCUACGGCUACGGCUGCGGACCCUACGGUUUCCUCUUGGAGGGUGGCGUUCGUUUCCAACAUCGGUGACCUUCCUCUUAUGGCCGUGCAGGCUUCCUCGCUUCGAGGCGUGAGCGUUACAGCCACGGUUGAGGAGACUGUCAAAGGAGUGCUGCCGCCGUUCGACCAGGGGACCGUUGGGAUCAACGUCAUGCCGCUUGGCACCGCAGAGGUGACCUCCACAAGCGAGGUGCAGGUGAUCACAGCGGCGGCAACCGCCUCCGACUUGGAUGGGUACUUCUUUGUCGGGUUCGAGGGCCACUGGUCCGAGCGGGUCGCUUACGAUGCCACCGCUGACGAGAUGGCCUCCGCUCUGGCCGGCAUCCCCGCUGUAGGACAAGUCCAGGUUUCUGUCGAAACCGCGACCUCCGAGGACCCCAGCUACCCCUACACCGCGGGGCCAAGCGCACAAGGGCUCUCAUGGCACAUCACCUUCCCCCCAGCUGCCGGCGACGCCUCGUCGCUCGUCGUCAGCACGGGGAACGGUCCCGAGUCGGUUCCCGGAUCGGUCCUCGCCUCGGCAGGAACCUUGAGCGGCACGGAUCCGUGUGCAUCUGUCGCGGAGUCCCGCAAGGGAGGCCUCCUGACAAGCAUGGUCACCCCCGAAGGAGCGGGGUUGGAGGUCGGGACUGGCUACUCCGUGAGGGUGAAGGCCUACAACGGCAUCGGGUGGAGUGAGGUUCGCACGGCACCCUUCGUGGCGAUGACGGCCGCACGCGCGCCUUCACCACCCCGGUCGGUGGGAGUAUCCGUUCUAUCGGAGUCCCAGUUGGCGCUGUCCUGGAUGGAGCCAGAGAGCAACGGCGGCUCCAAUGUCACUAGGUACACCGUGCAGUGGAGUUCCGACGAGAGCUUUGGCUCUGGAAGCAGAGAGGCCAAGAUCUCCGCUCCGUACGACUACGGCCAAGACCCGAACACGUGGAUGACCUACACCAUCGAAGGCGUCUCUGAGUCGGAGACGACGUACGUCCGGGUGAUAGCUUCCAACGCCGUAGGAUUCUCGGAGCCGGCCGCCGCGGUACCUCAAGGCUGGUCUCAGCGCGAGGUGCAGCGGAUUAUUUUGAUGGGCAGCCAAGGGGGGUCCUGCGUGUCCGAUCUGCUACCCUCCCAAGGAGGCAGCGGAUCCUUCAACCUGACUCUACUCGACCCCUUCACGGGAAGGGCGGAUACCACGGAACCCCUGGACUUCGACGCUUCAGCGAAUGAGGCAAGCAAUAUCUCUACUUUCCAGCUGGUGGCAGGGAAGGAAGAGCCAGCAUCGGACUUCGCCGUCAUCCCUGAACUCAGGCCGCCCUCUCCUCCGUCCCAGUUGAACGUAUCGGUGGUAUCGACCAGCUCCCUGGGCGUCUUCUGGUCAGCUCCGCAGUACGACGGAGGAUCGGGAGUGAGCAAGUAUUUGGUUCAGUGGGACAAGGAACGGAACUUUGGUAGAUCCCAGGCCGGAGGAGCAGUUUCGCACGCUGAUGCCGCCGAGUGGAGUGCUGUCGUGACCGACACACACUACCAGAUUGAAGGUCUUGAGAACGGCACCGAGUAUUACGUGCGCGUAGCCGGCUACAACGGGCCCGGCGGGGAGAACUCAACGAGCGAGUCCGAAGAGGCGUUCACAACGUACGGGGCUCCUGCGGACGCGUCCCCGUUCCCCAUCACAACCAUCGAGCAGGUCCCGUACAAGCCCAACAACGUUACCGUACGAGUCUCUACAGCGUCGUUCGUAUCCCCGGAUUCGCCCGGGCAAGUGCCAGAUCGCUUGGAUGUGAGCUGGAGCCGCCCAUCCGUGGACGCAGCCACCCAACUCUUCGAGACGAGCGAUGGAGGUUCCACGAUAACGCACUACCGAGUGAAGUGGGACGUUAGAGCGGAUUUCACUUCGGCGUCCAGCAGCAGCAGCAGCGCCUCCGAAAAAAACAUGUCCACCGCGGGCUCCUAUGACAUCCGCGCCAUCCGGAACAACGGUUCCAGCCUCCGCUGCCAGUCCGACAACUGCACGUUUGCCCUGGGCGCAGAGGUGCAGACCCUGGAUGUGUAUUCCGGGGACACGAACGAGCUAGCCGGUGGGGAGUACCGCCUGAGCUACACGACCGGCCUUGUGGAAGACAACACCAACGUCACAUUGGUCUCGGACUGCAUUCCGUUCAACGCAUCGUACGACGACUUGGGCACGGCCGUAGAGAGCGUCACAGGGAGCGCUGUCCUCGUCGCCAGGGAGAGGAUCACCGACCCUGGCUACGGCUACCGGUACUGGGUUACCUUUAUCGGGGCCGGGGUGAUCGGGGACGUACCGUCGUUGGAAGUCACGGACUUCUCCGGAGAUAGCACCGCUAAUUGCUCGGCUUGGUCGGUGGUUACAGGCUCGUCCGGUGGGGUUGACGUUACCGCUGCAACUACGCAGCAGCACCUCUCUGUGGCAACACAGAUUGACGGAGGGUUCCUGUCCGCCGGCACGGGGUACUUCACGCGGGUAUCGGCGAUCAACUCCAUCGGUGUCGGCGAGGCGCAGGAAAGCGAAUCGCAAGACGAUUGCGGAGGGGUCGAAGGCGCUUGUGCACCGAGAGCACCCCCACCUCCUCCAGUCGACGCCAAGGUCUACGCAGAUCCCGAGGAAUCGCUGUCUCUGCUGAUUGGGUGGGACUCUCCUAUCGGAAGCAACGGUGCGGAUGUCGUUUCUUACGUGUUGGAGCUCGCCCCUUCGGUUCUAGGGGGAUCUUGGACCGAGCCGUACUUCAACGUAACCGUGAUGGCUGAAGAUGCUGCGGAGAUGGCAACAACGUCGGCCGUCGGAGGUAGCGGCUACGCGGCAGAGAUCGAUUUGUCCGAAGAAAACGUAACCUGCGGCGAGCCGUGGCUUGCUCGAGUUCGAGCUGUGAAUGAGAUGGGCCAGGGGCCACCGGACUGGUACCCGUCUGUGGGCCUUUCGGGCGUUGUAUACGCUGUCCCGACCUGUCCAGCCGGCAUCGAGGACUGCCUCGAGAGCAGCAACGACACCAUCGUGCCCCGGAGAGUCCCCCGCUCCCCCAGCAUGGACGUGCCGCUAUCCAUCGGUGCGACAAGCUCCCCCAACUCCUUCACCUCGACCUCGCUCAUUGUGACCUUCGCCCCCGACCCCGCGGACGUCAACUCCACCACCUCGUGCGACGAAACCGCCGUCACCAAGUUCAAGGUCGAGUGGGACACGACUCCCAGCUUCAACAGCAUGGGAAACAAGCCGCUCUCUUAUGACGCCGACGCGGGAACCAGCCCCGAAGUCGUCGACAUCGACGCUCGUGACGGAAGCGCGCGGUACAACAUCACCGGGUUGGUCCAGGGCACCAAGUACUACAUCCGCGUUUCGGCGCUGAACACCCUUGGGUACGGCGCGGCCGCGGACUACCAGGACGCCGUUCCUAUAACCUCGGCCGACGCGCCCGGCUUCCCGACCACCGUUGCCCAGCUAGUUGAGGACGAGACUGACCCAGCGUUCCGCGGAAGGUCUCUGCGGGUGUCGUGGGCAGCACCGGCAGCAGACGACGAGUACGGAGACUACUUCGGGGACGGAGGGGAUCACAUCUCCGCCUACUUGGUGGAAUGGUCUUCCGCGUCCUUCGAAGCUUACGAGCCGACCACGUCCGAGGUCUUCGUGUCGUGCGACGGCGGCGGGACCGCCAAUGGCACUUUCCGGCUAAUGCUCAACACCUCCGAGACCGAGCUGGCUGCCGUGAAGGGUCUGUACCUGUCCACGGAUAUCGACGCCAGCGCCUCCGCGUGGGAAGUGCUGACCAGCUUGGAGAACAUGCCCAACAUCGGAACGGUUUCGGUCGAAGAGACAACGGCCAACAUAACCUUCAGCGCUGGAAGCAGCGCCAACACUUCGGUGUGGGAGGUCACCUUCACCUCCGCAGUGGGGGCCUUCCCUUCCUUCGAGGUUCACGACAAGAGCGACCUCUCGUGCUCGAACGGCGGAAACGCCUCCGUGAAUAUCGUCCACACCCCGGGAAGCGUGCCCAACAGUACGGCGUACGACACCUACGUACGAGAGGUCGAUGACUCCGACGACGGAACGUUCGAGUACGUCAUCACUGAUCUUACACCUGGAAACGUGUACUUCGCCCGAGUUUCGGCUUUCAACACCCUCGGAUAUGGCGCAAGGCGGCCUGCUGAUCCCAUGGAAACGGGUGCCACUGCGGAAGGGGGGAUGCAGGUCCCUUACCAGGCACCAGACCCUCCGGUAUCGUAUUACCAUGGAGAGGGUACCCCUUCCCUCGCUCUCAAGGGCCCGAGCAGCCUUGCUGUUACCUACGGUGCCCCUCAGUACGACGGAGGCGAUCGCAUCACUGUCUUCCAGGUACAAUGGGAUCGAAGCCCUGAUUUCACAUCCGGGGCAAACGGGCAGGCGGACGGGCAUGCCUUCGUGGAUGCCACUCAGACGCUGUGCUCCACGUGCGUCCAAAGCUUCUCCCUGGGUAACCUGACACUUAGGAUCGACGGAAGCACUGAUUUCUUCGGCCGACUGAACGCUGGCAACAGAAUCCUGGUUGACGAGAUGUACGUCUUCACGGUGGCCGACUCUUCUCGCGUCGACAGCUUCGAGAUCGUUGUCGAAGAUGAGGGGCACAACGCCCUGGAAGACCUCGACGGACCCAUGAAGCUUGAAAUCUACGGCGGCGAGUACGAGAUCGUAGACGUAGAGACUGGGAGCCAGUACUUCGUCAGGAUGUUCGCAAGGAACCAGAUGGUGGGAUGGGGAGAGGCCUCUCCGACGACACCGAGGUCGAUGGUGCCGCGAGCGGCACCGGGGGCACCGGGAAUGGUGGAUGCAUCUGCGGCUGGGCCGAACGAUCUAAUGGUUACCUGGUCGGGUGUACCCUCCUCAAUUAGCGGCAGCACGGUGUCGUCCUAUCGCAUCGAGGUGUUCACAGCGUCCCCCACGGUCAGCGAAAGCGGCUCCCAGUUCGGACAGGCCGAAGUGCAGACGAUCACCACGGAGGGCGGUGCCGACGGCACUUUCACCCUCUCCUUUGGCGAGCUCGACUACCCGUUGCCGGGCACAGUGGACGUGGUAAACGGGGAGGACUUCGUGGUGACAUCGGAAGACCUCACGCCCUACGUCAAGCGCGGGGACCGGGUGGCCUUUGCCGGGGGAUGGGAAUACGCCGUGCACGCCUUCCGGCCAUUCAACGCUACCCAUCUCUACCUCGCAAAGGUUACUACUUCUGGUGUCCCUGUGCGAGCCGGCCUGUUCGAUCUAGAUGCCGGCUUUGAGGGGACAACGGCGGCGGGGGCAACUAUGUUCCACGCGGCGACCACGCCCGAGAUCGCUCAUGGUGCCUCGGCGGCGGACGUCGAAGAAAUCCUGGAGACGCUACCUUCGCUAGGACAGGUAACGGUGUCACGCACUACCAACGCGUUGGAGUCGAACGGAUACGUGUGGAGCGUUACCUUCGACACUCCGACCGUGGUAGGCGGCGUCACGAACGCAGGGGACCAGCCACCGUUCUAUGCCAACGGUCGCAUGCUCGGAAACACCACAACGGCCACGUCUUUCCGCCUUGAGGUGGGAGAGCACAUGGUGGGAAUCGAGCCCUUGAACUACGAGGUAUUCGAAGUGGACGCGAUGGGCAUUCUGUCAGCAGACGAAGCUGGUGGUAGCACCAGCGGCACCUCGUCCUCAGCCUCUUCCGGCAACUUUAGCGAGUCUUCGCUAUCCAACAACGGCAGCGGCGAAGCUUCCCCCGCCACCUGGAGCAAACUUGUGUCCAACCUCGAGACCGGCAAGGAUUUCUACAUCCGAGUUUCCGCCCAAAGCGACGGCGUCGGGUACGGGGACUCCGCCGAGGCCAGCAGCAACCCCGUCGCCCCCAGGGGCGUCCCAGGCCAAGUCGGAACGGUGGCGAUUUCCCGCCUAGAUGCGAGCACGGUGCAGCUUGAGGUCGAGCAGAACACGCAGGCCAACGGCGCGGCCGUCGAAGGCUACAGCGUGCAGUGGGACACGAACCCGCAGUUCACCGGCGCCCGGCAGAUGGACCUUGCCUCGGACUACCGCAUCCAGGCCGUGCGCCUGAACGCGUGGCAGCGGGGGUGGACCUCAACCUCGGCGUUUUCUCUGUCACUCUUCGACUUCGGAGGCGCGUUUACCGCACGGCUUGGUGGCGACGACGACGACGACGACGACCCUCCUACGUUCGUUUCCAUCGCCGAGGGGACCAACAUUCUCAACCGCACGACUCCGAACGUCACGGCAGGAUUCGGCGGGGCCCCGCUGUACAAGCAGGUAUCCCGGGGAGGGUUCGUCAAGGUGGGCGGGCAGGAGUUCCGCGUGUGUCUCGGCGGUUCCACGCCGUACGAUGCGGAUACCCUGACGCUGUGCUCCACGAGCGACCCGUACGCCCCCGAGACCUUCGUCGGCGCGGCCACCAAGUACGACAACACGCUAACCCAGGUGCCCGCCUACGCGCUGGACACAGCCAUAGGCUCCGCCUUCAGGCUGGCCGUUGGCGACACCGCGCUGCGGACGUACGACGGGCCCGACACCAACAUCAGCGUGAACGACCUGACCUCGACCCUGGCUCGCGGAGACCACCUGCGACUGGGCCACCCCGAGACCGGUCGUGUCUUCACGGUCUGCAAGGGGGACGGCACCAGCUCCGACCUUGACUUCAACGCCACGUCUCUUCCCCUGUGCGACGCCGACGACCCUGGGGAGCAAGUGUCGGUGAUGGAGGGGGACAUCGUAUCCGCGACGUACGAGAUCCAGAGGUUCGGCCUCUGGCUGAACACCAGCUCGGCAGACUCAGCCGCAUUGAAUGCAACCGAAGUAUUGGGCUACAGGGUCGUCUUCGGGGAUGAGACCUCGGCGAAGUCGAAGGCGGGGGGUCACGCCGGCUGCCUCUCCUUCUACUCGUCGGCUGCUGAGGUCGAAGCAGAGAUCGAGGCCUUUGGUGGAGUGGAUAAUGUCCACGUGGAGCGUUCCGCAAACUACACGCUCCAGGACUACAACCUCCACCAGUACACGGUGACCUUCCUCGGACCGGCGGUGGCUGGGAACGUGCCCCAGCUCCGCGUCGUAGAUUUGGGCGAAAACGGGUGCAGUGCAGUCACCAACACCACGGCUGGUCAAGAGGUCGAAGAGACCUUGGUGGAAUCUUUUGUUCCUCUGUACAAGGUGCAGAACACGGCCGAUCUCGCGUACGACGCUACCGCGGCGGACGUCAAGGCCGCCAUCGAAACCCUGACGGGCGUCUGCACGGUCGACGUUGCUCGCAGCGUCAUGGGUAACGGGUACGAGUGGCUCGUUACGUUCUUUGGAGCGACACGCGAAGGAGACAACAACCUGCUGCGAGCGAUGCGGCCCAACGCGCUCCUCCUCGACAACGUCGCAGACUAUGUCGAGCCCGAGGCGGUCAUUGUACCCAUCCUUCGGGUAGAGCUCUCCACGCCCAAAUCUGGCGUCCCAUACUACGUCCGAGCGGCCGCCACCAACGCUGUAGGCACCGGCGGGUUCCGCACGUCCACGCCGACCUCGCUGCAGCCCGCGGCCCAGCCCCCGACGCCCCCAACCUACGCGAUCGUGCAGCCUCUGUCGGACGCAGAGCUGGUCGUUCAGUGGGAGGCACCGCUAUCCGACGGCGGCGAGACGAUCUCGGACUACGUCGUGGAGUGGGACACGGCCACGACCUUCGACAGCGGUGCGGACGGCAACCCGUUGGGGUCGACCGUGGUGAACGCGUCCGAGAGGGGGUCCGUGGCGGACGUGCAGGCGGUCCGAGUGUCCGUCGACGACGGCCUGUUCGUUUCCGGGUCGUUCUUCCUGGAGUACGACGGCCAGGUCACCGACUCCAUCCCAUUCGAUGCCUCGGGCGCGGAGGUGGAGGCGGCCCUCGAGGCCCUCUGCACCGUCGGGGACGUGGGCGUGACGCGAAGCCUGGGUCCCUCGAACGGCGGGCACACCUGGCUGGUGACCAUGAUCUCGGUGGCGGAAGGAGGGGAGAGCGGCGACGGACAGGUAACUACGCCUUCCGCCCUGCAAACGGUGGGGUCUCACAAGCUCCGAGUGGACGGGGAAAACUUGCUCGCGUGUGGAGAUGACUCUCGUUCCGGGUGCUGGAGCGACCCAGACCGUACCAGCGCCGAGCUCGAAACCAGCAGGGAGGUGCAGCGGCUGCUGUGCCAACCGGCCAACGACUUCAACAUCACCUUCAUGGGCGAAACAACGAGCGCGCUGCCCAGCGACGCUAACGCGACCGAGAUCGAGGCUGCCUUGGAGGCGUUGUACAACGUUGGGGAUGUAACCGUCACCGGCUCUUGCAGCGGCCUGUCAGCGGCGAGCUCCUACAUCUAUGUUAGCUUUGAGAACGAUGGCGGAGAUCUGCCGGUUCUUGCAUCAAGCCUGGAGGGAGACUUCGAGGAGGUGGAAAGAGGAAGCGCUCAGGUCGUCGUGGGGCAAAAGCCGUUUUCUUUUGUCAUCAGUGACAUCGCCGCCACGGCUGCUACACCGUGGGCGGUGAGGGUCUCCGCGUACAACCGUGUUGGGUACAGCGACUUCGCCGUGGCCGUUCAUGACUCGAGCGAAAUGGUGGCCGGGGGCGUGGGCGCUCCAACUCUGCCCGAAAACAUCGCCGUCGAGGUUGCGACCGCGCGUUCGGCGUGGGUGUACUGGGACGCCGCUGCAUCGGACGGCGGCGAUCCGGUCACCGAGUACGUUGUCGAAGUCGACACAUCGGAUGGGUUCGACUCCGUCUGUGGGGAUGGCCCCGAGGUGCAGACGCUGACCAUGUCUUCGGCGAACGCCACCCACGAGGGCGAGGAGUUCAACCUCACCAUCGACGGCGUACAGCACUUCACGUGCCUGGAAUGGAACGCCGGGGUUUUCGCGGUGCAGGACGGUCUUCGCGCGGCCGGCGGGGCCCUCGAAAACGUCGUCGUGACCCGCGGUGGGGACGGAACUUCCGCCUGGGCCUACGGGUACACGUACUCGGUCACCUUUGUCCACAACAUGACCGACACCGAACUGGCAAACAUCCCGCAGAUGGAAGUGUCUUCCUGCGGAGAGGGGUCGGAUGAUGUUGUCUUCGAGGUGAAGACCCUGAGAGAUGGUACCACCGCCACGGAAUCGGCGUGCCAGGCGAGAAACCUCCUUCCGGUGCAGUCGGACGCUGUCUCGGCUUCUGCGGCAGAGGGGGCCGGCAAAACGGCGCGGGGACAGUUCGGUCACUUGGUGGAGGGGCUAGCGCCCGGGUCGUCUUACAGGGCGCGAGUCGCAGCGGUGAACUCUGUGGCUAGGUCCCCGUGGUCCUUCCUAGGGUACCCCGGUCGCCCGAUGACGUUCUCUCCCACCGCGGAGCCCAAGAUUCCCCGGAAUGUCACCGUUACACCAGGAAUAAACCCGGGGAACUUCCACGUUGGCAUCGGCCUGCCCGUCGGCAUCGACGUGACCGGCGCUGAAGGGCUUCCGCUACAGGGAUUCCGGGUCGAGGUUGCCAAGCGCGUGAACGAAAUGCAGAUGGUGGCCGUGGUGUUUGCUGCAUCGGACGCUGCAGCCGGGUCGACCGUAGCGUACCCGACGCAAGGGUCGUACACCCUGACCGUCGGCAACGCCACCACGUGGUGCUUGGAUUGGGAUGCCCCGGCGGAGGACAUACAGCUUGCUCUGGACAGCCUCGCGACGGUGGACGGGAUCGAAGUUGACGCCAUGCAGCCCGAAAUCAACUCCACGUCCAACGGGACGACCUCCGAGUAUUCUUCGCGUCCGAUGCUUGUGUCCUUCACGGGGCCUCAUCUAUCGAACGGGGACCAGGACCUCAUGGAGUUCUCUCUCUGCACUACGCUCAACGCCGGCGCGUACCUCGAUGUGUACACCGUCGCAGACGGCGUUGCCGGAGUCAUCAGCCCCACCGUCGCCGUGUCGACAGCUUUCGUUGAGGACACCGAUGACGAUAAUGAUGCCAUGAUGUCGGGAUCCUUUUCGGUGUCGUUCGGAUACCGAGGCGACCUCGGCCUUCGCCUGGGCGAGGGCAACGAAACCUCGGUGUACGUUACGGCAGAGGCAGGAUCAAGGACCAUCCAGUGCUCCGAAGACCUUAGCCACUACGUCAGUGCCGGAGAUGUGAUAGAGGUUGGAGGGGUGCAGCUAGUCGUUACGGGCGACUUCGUGUGCGAAGACACGGUCGCCUUCGACAACACCGUCGGUACCUACCCUUGUAGCUUUGCGGUGGAGUCUCCACACCCCUCCGGCGCCGUCGCCGUCCCAGCGUACGGCGCCUCCAACGGCUUAGGCAGCGUGCACGUUGAGACCGGAAGCACCAGGGUGCUGACCGACUGGGAUUUGACUCCCUAUCUGACGGAAGGAGAUUCAAUCAUCUUGCGCGAUCCAACCACCGGAGAGUACUUCGAAAGCGUGGUGGCGUCCGUCGACCAAGAUCGCGUCUUCCUGCAAUCGGGCUACGACGGCCCAUCUGCCGUGAGAGCGGCUGCCUUCUUCAGCCCCUACGCCGUCGUGCCAUUCGACGCUUCCGCCGAAGAGCUCCGGGACGCGAUAGAGUCGCUUCCCAGCGUGGGAUCAGCGGAGGUUACCCGCGAAGGCCCGGACGAAACUCUCGCCUUCGCGUGGUCGGUAUCGCUGACUUCCUUCGACGGGCCUCUCUCAGGAGCACACGCCCUGAAGGUGUCCUCGACGACCGGCAAGGCCUUGGAGGUGGCCGGGUGUGGCGGGGCAGGCAACGGGACGUACGCGGCUACGGGAGACAUAGUAGACGGCCGCAUGCGGUACAAGCUGGUCGACCGACCGACGUACAUCCAGUACGAUUCUUCCGCGGACGCCGGCAGGGGGCGGUGGGUUGUGACGUCCGACGGGGCGGAAGAGCCGUACGUCAAGGCGACUAUUGGCCCGGAUUCCGCACCACGGGACUCGUUGAUUCCCCCGACCGGAAGCGGUUCCUACUGGAACGUGCCUUCCUGCAACGUGUCCAUUCCGGGCUCGCCCACCGUGCUCCUGGGUGGCGGUGUUUCGAAGGCCGACGUAGACGUCGGCGUUGAGGGCAGUUUCGUCGAGCUUGCCCAGGACGUGUCAACUCGGCCGGGGGUGCCGGAGGUGCAAGAGAUCCAGCUCGGGGGCAGCAGUGACGCUUUGGAUGGUACGUUCAUGGUCGACUUUGCUGACGCUGGUGGGUUCACCGCGGCGUGGGACAUUUCUGCAGGAGACAUGGAGGUUCUCCUAGAGCAACUGCCGACCGUAGGAGACGUGACCGUCGCACGCGGUGCGGCCCCGGCAGGCUUUUCCGACGGCUACACGUGGACCGUCACCUUCGAGACGCAGGUCGAGAAUCUGGAGCCGUUGUUCGUGGACGGCAACUCAACCGGGAGACCGAUCGUCGGACCGGACGCACAGCUCUCUGUCGUGGAACUCCGGCGAGGCGUUUCCCCUUCCCUUGCCCUAGAGCUCGCCGGUUUAGUGCCCGGAGAGACGUACGUGGCUCGUGUGUCGGCUGGAAACACCGCUGGGUACGGCCCGACCACGCUCGCGGACGCUGCUUCUGGUGGAGAUCGCGGAAGCAAUAACGACGGCCUCGGCAUCGUGCCGUUCGGAGUGGUCGCCCGAGCCGCGCCGCAGACUCCGCGCAUCGCCGGUGUUACCGCUGUUUCGGCGUCUCAGCUGGAGGUUGCCCUGGAACCACCGACGGACACACCUGGUUUCGAAGCUCUUGGAUACAAGGUGGAGUGGACUACAGCCGAGAACUUCGGCAAAAACGAGACCAAACUUGUAACUGUGUCCUCUGAUGUGAACGACGACACCGAGGGGCGGUUCCGACUUCGGUUCGGGGGACAAGCGACGUACCCCCUCCAGCACAACGCGUCUGCCGACAGCGUGAGAGAUGCCCUCGAAAUCCUCGCGACCGUGGCGGGCGUGGGCGUUUCGUCAUCCCCGGACAUGCUCCUGGCAUCGCCGUCGUCGGGAAAUUCGUCCGCCGUUUUUGGUUCGGCGUGGACCGUAACGUUUGUCGGCAUGACGGGACCCUUGCCGAAGGCCGGGUACGCGUGCACGGGGUGCGUGUCCGCGUUGUCAAACAACAGCCUCGUAUCUGAUGCCCUGCCGGUUCGAGUCAACGUCACCUCUGACCUGACGGACGUACUGACGGCGGGGGACCGGAUAUCCCUGUCGCCCCACCACGCCAACGCCUCGGCUUAUGAAGCAAUGUGCCUUCUGCUCACCGAGGAGGUGACAGCUGACACGGUGUACGCUUCUGAGCUACCUGGGUCAGCUUGCGCGUUUGUUGAUGGCCCGGACGCUAUGCUCGCACUCUCUUUCUACGACUCUUCCGGCCUAACGGUGGAGCACGUCGACCUGAGGUCCGUCUCCGGCGAUGGCUCAAUUUCCGCGUACGUGACGGAGCUCGUGUCUGGGGCGUACCCCGACGUGUACGGGUACGCGGAGCUCAGCGCCGAGGAGGGCUGCGGCUCCUCCGUGUUGGGGCCUUCCUCGUCCGUGCAGCGCUUGGUGCUGACCGCAGGGUCAUCAAACUCCCCAAUCACGCCCAUCGUCAACGGAUCGUACCGAUUGGCUCUCGGAGAGCAUAUGACGGAGUGCAUAAAAUACAACGCGACACCGGCGGACCUGGCCUCUGCCCUCGGAGCACUCCCCAACGUGGCGGGCGGGGCCUCUGUCUUCGGCCGGGUGUUCGUCGACGACGGCACGUACUACCCGGUGAACGACCAGGAAAUGCUGGUGACAGAUGGGCUCGGGUACGACUACCUCAUCCGCUUCUGGGGAGCGUACGCGUCCAAGAACGGGGCCUGGCCUCAGCUCAGAGUGCCUGCCGAGUACUUCGGCCGAUCGGACGGAGGGAGGUAUGCAUGCGACGAGUUUGUGUCUAUGGAUGGCGAUACCGAGCCGUCUGCGCAGGUGGUCAUGCUCAAGCAGGCGCGUACAUGCGCCUCUGGGAACCCCACGACACAGGUUAUCCUUGCCGAAGCCUCGUCGGCUCUGGGAGGCUCCUUCUCGCUCCGCCGGGCGGACGGACAGCAACAGGUCGUGCCGCUUUCGUCGACGGCGGCAGAGAUGGAAGUUCUCCUGUCCGAUGCCUUGGAGGUAUCGGUGGAUGUCGCCGAAGCGCGCAUGGGCGACCACUCGAAGGCUUGGCUGGUCAGCUUCGACGAGUCCGCCGGAGACACAGACCGCCUGGCGGUCUGCGACCGUUUCGCCACCGGGAGCGGCGCCUCCGUCGGCGUCUACGACGCCGUGGUGAUGACGACGUCUGCCUCCAACGCCGCAGGUAACUCGGGCCACUUCCGCGUCCUCCUAGGUGGGGCGGUGUCCGACCUCCUUCCUUUCGAUGCCACGGACGGCCGGGUCGACGUGGCCCUCCAGGCGAUGAUCGGGGUCGGGAAGGUCGCCACUCUCAGCCCUGUGGCUCUCGGCGGGACGGGUGGGGUCGACAUCGGGAACGUGACGCUGUUCAACAACAGCGCCUCGGUGGAGGCAGCCGGGGAUUUGUCCAAGACUCUCGCUCCGGGCGACACCGCCGUGUUCGGGAUCGUCGAACAGCAGUACUUCGAGGUCUCCUCGCUCACGUACAGCGCGGUGUCUGACGUCACCACGCUUGCCCUCAACCACACCGUCACGGACCUCGCGUUCAACAGGAUCAACUCCUCGGCGGUGGUAGGGACCGCGACGGUGUCUCGUUCCACCCUUCCUGGUCGAGCGAGGAUGGUGUCUGACGUGCGGGUGCUGUAUUCCUACCCGAACGUGGAGGCCUCGGUGCGGAAGCUUGAGCUAAGCGAAGGAGGGGUGGGCAUUCUCGGGAUCGGUCUAAACUCGACCGUCAUCGUCGCCGGUGAGACUUACCAGGUUGCGGACUACGAGAACGACAACUUGGAGCUAUCGCGCGACUUUGUGGGGCCGACUGUGGUGGGGGGAGACAUCAACUUGAAGGUGUUCGGGACGUCCAUGGUCGUCGCUUUCACGCGGGAUGUUUCGGACAAGGCCGGGGUGGGAGAGGUUCUGUGGAUAGAGAAUGCCAACGGAGACGUGGACGAGCUGAAGGUCGAGGAGGAGUUCUCGCACAACAGUUCGUAUCUCCUGUCGGGACUGUUCUCGUCCGACUACAACGGGAUGACGGCCUACACCCUGGGCAAUGGGCGCACGUGGAUCCUGGCCUUCAAGCACACCGAUGUCGACCUCGAUACGUUCCAGGUAGAGCCCCAGCAGAACUGGCGAGGGUUGGGGGGCUCCAUAGAUGUUCAGCGACCGCGAGGCAUCGCGCCACUCACCGCUACCUUGGGUUCGCCUUCCGAAGUGCAGACGGUGGCUCUAAGGUCCAACCAGUCGCGGUGGGAGGCCGAGAAUAUCGAACUCAACGCGACGUGGUCACUGUUGCUAUGGCCGGAAGACGGGGCGACAGCACAGCUUCCCUGGGGCGCCACAGCCGCCGAGGUGGUUUCCGCGCUGGAGGCGUUAUCGGCGGUUUCUCGCGUGGACGUGGAGAGGCUCGGGGACGGCGAGUCGGCUGAGUGGUUCUACGGGUACAUCUACACGUUGAGCUUCUGGGGCGUGCAUGCUUCCUCGGGCUUGCCGCAGGUAACCGUGGAGUCAUCGCUGGCCGGAGUGACGGCAUACGUGGACACCGUGCGGCAGGGAGCCGCAGUAGCCUCGCAGACACCGACCCUGGUCGCCCUGAAGGAGGGAGUUCCUUACUCAAUACGCGCUAGCGCUUUCGGGGCGGAAGGGUACGGCCCGGCUUCCGACAUUGCGGUAGCGGAGACCCCCUCAGUGGGCAUGCUCCCCGGUCCUCCAACGGCGGUAACCCUGGGAUCUUGCAAGUACUCGUCGACGUCCCUGGGCGUCAAGUGGCGGCCGCCGCUGAAGGACGGGGGGCAGAGCGUCGACGCGUACCGCGUCGAGUGGGACCGCUCGCAGCCCAUCUCCGAGAGCAGCGCUGCGUACGGCACGGACUACCUGCAGGUGACUCACGAAGUGCAGGAGAUCUUGGUGAACUUCCGCUCCGGAGACUCGGUUGCCACGCGUGACGGGACCUUUUCGGUGUCCUGGGGCGGACACUCCACCGCGGACUUGCCCUGGGACUCGUCUGCCGCUACCGUAGAGACCGCCAUCCUCGCUAUUUCCGGCGUGCAGGAGCUCGCCGUGAACCCCAUCGGAGUCACCCGCGUGCCCUACCGCAACGGAUUCCGGUGGACGGUCACCUUCAUGGCGUGGAGAGGUGACCUGGCCAUGCUCCGGGGAGACGGAACCUUGCUGGUCGGGGAUGACCCUUCGCUGACGUUCAGAGAAAAGGUGGCCGGAAGGGCGGAUAUCUACCCGGGGGACUACACCAACGAGGUGCAAGCCGUGACGGUUACUUCUCUGAGUGCCGUGUCGGGCACGUUCACGCUGGCGUUCGAAGGCAAGGAGGUGGCCGCGGUGAGCUACGACGAGUCGGCGGAAUCCUUCAAGGAGAAGCUCGAGGCCAUAGAAACCAUCUUCUGCGUGGACGUGAAGCGGUUCAACGUGGACGAGGAGCUGAACCUGCACAGCUGGUACGUGACGCUGGCGUGGCUGAACGGAGAGGUGGUACCCGGGGCCGGCAACCUUGGUCUCUUCACCGUCGAAUCCACGUCCAACCUCGACGGCAACGGGGCAGACGUCGGCGUGUUCGAGCUGGUCGCCGGGACAAACCCAAUGGAGUACACCAUUUCGGACCUCCUCCCGGGGGUGCAGUACUUCGGUCGGGUCGCCGCGCACAACUCGCGAGGCUUCGGCGAGUUCAGCCCCGACGCUUCGGGCGUCCCUCAGGGGCAGCCAGGGGUGCCCUUCGACGUGACGCUUGCCAUUGGAAGCGGUUCUGCCAUAAGCACCACAUGGUCUCGUCCGUCGUCGGAUGGGGGCGCGGCCUUGUCCGGGUACAUGGUGGAGUGGUACACCACGGCGGACCCCGGCCAGAGCGAGGUGCAGAUGGUCACGACUUCGGCCAAGAAGGGCGUGAGCGAGAUCCAGACCGUGUCCAUCACGGCGGACGAAAACAACCUCGGCGGCUACUACACGGUUUCCUUCGACGGCCAAACAACGGGAAACAUCGCGUGGGAUGCCCCCGCCACGGGCACGGAUUCCGUCAAGGAGAAGCUCGAGAGGCUACCCGGCGUCGGGGACGUGGACAUCACCCAAGAUUACUCCAGGGUGGCGGUGGCCGGUUUGCGUGUUGACGUUCUCGUCGGCGCCGACAGCGCCACGGCGGGAACCUCCUCGACGCUCCUGCCGUCCCAGUCGGGGCUCGUGCAGAACGACAUCGUCUUCCUGGCCGGGUAUCGAGCGCGUGUCCGGGGGUUCUCGUCCGACGGCAGCACGCUCCUGUUUGGAUCGAUGGACGAUUACACCGAGGCGGACAGCUUUGACGAGGACUUUGGCGCCGAGGGUGUCAUCGUCGAGAAGUGGGCGUACGGCUACGAGUACGCGGUGAAGUUUAGCUCCUACAACGGCGAUGCCCCCCUCAUGGAGGCGUCUGCGUCUGACGGGUGGGCCGGCACCAACCCGACAAUCGACAUCGAGGAGGUGACGCCCGGGUUGCAGCCAAUCAGUGGCUCAUUCCGGCUGAGGUAUGACCGAGAAAACACGCCGCCCCUGGCGCACGACGCCUCCGCGGAAGAGGUCGAAGCGGCCCUGGAGGGCAUCAUUGACAUCGGUGACGUCACCGUGUCCAAGGUCAUCAACGGGUACGGGCACAACUGGAUCAUCACGUUCGUCACCGAGAUGGGGGACGUGGGCCUCAUGGAGGCCGACGGCACGGGACUGACCGGCCCCAGCGCUGCCGUUUCCGUCUCCGUGGGGCAGGACGGUAUCCUCCCUCCCUUCUACGGGAGCCAGGAGAUAUCCGAUCCCUCCAUCCUGGACUACACGAUCGAGGGCCUUACGCUCGGCGAGGCGUACUCGAUCCGCGUGCGCGCGGCCAACGCAGAAGGCUACGGGGCUGCGGCCGGAGCCGUCCCGGCGAGCAUCCGCCCACUCGAAGCCCCUGGGGUCCCCGUGGACGUGGGUCUGAUCGUCAUGAGCGACGCCAUGCUAAAGCUCGUCUGGUCCGCCCCGCUUUCCGACGGCGGCAACACCGUGACCCAGUACCGCGUCGACUGGGACACGGCUGCGGACUUCUCUAACCUCGCCACCUCCGGGUUCUACCACGUCCUCUCCGUGGGCGACGACCCAGGGCCGUACUUCUACAACAUCGUCGUCCCGGCGGCGUCCUCCUGGCUCCCGCGCUUCGCGCGCGUGACCGCUUACAAUUCCUUCGCCUGGAGCGAGCCCGGCGUGCCCGAUCCCGCCAGCAGCCAGCCCGCGCUGCGGCCGCCGGGCGAGCCCCAGUCGGUCACGCUCGCCGUUACAUCUGGGGUCGGGCUGGCCGUGUCCUGGGAGGAGCCGUCGACGAACCUGGUCGUCUACGGGGGGGACGGCGGCAGCGCCAUCGAGGAGUACCUGGUCGAGUGGGACACGAGCGCCAAGUUCGACUCCCCCGCCAGGCGAGCCGUGGUGGCUAUGCCCGCCGCGCUCUCGCACCUCAUCGGCGGCCGGGACCUCAUGACCGGCGAGGAGUCCACCGACCUUGAGCCCGGGGUGACCUACUACGCCAGGGUCUCCGCCUUCAACGGCGAGGGGUACGGGGCCGUCGUCCCCACCGUCCCGAGCUCCGCCACAACCGAAGACCAGGUGCCGGCGUCUCCGGAGCUUCUGGGCGGGGAGACGAACGGGGCGACAAGCAUCGCGGGUUGGUUGAGUCCCCCGGCGAGGGACGGCGGAGAAACCUUGACCAAGUACCGGUUGGAGUGGGACGUUAGCGACGACUUUUCGCACAUCAACGGGUCCAGCAGAGCGGGCGGGUGGGAAGACGUGCCGCUGGUGCAGGAGGUGCAGGCCUUCGCCGUGUCCUCGUCUAUCGGUCAGGAAGAACAGUGGAUCAUCGCCACGGUGGAAGUGACCAACGAGCGGCAGACCGUCCGAACCCAGGUUGACGGGGUAGACGAAGUUCAGAUGAUCGUCACAUCCGCAGACCGGGUGCAACCCCACAUUCAGACCGUCACCACAUACGCCGCGGACUUCGACGAAGUGCAGACCAUAGCGCUGGACGCCGACGACGUGGACGAAUGGCAGUAUGCCUACAUCGAUGUCGCACGCACCGUCUAUGAAAGCCAGGUCUUGACGGUUUCUGCCACCCGAGAGGACGAGGUCCAGCAGCUGGUGGUGACCUUCACCGGAAACACAACCGACGGGGGGGUGAAGAUGAUGGCCGACGCCCCCACAAACGCCUUCGUCGCCCUCACGUUCGACAGCGGGAGCAUGAACUGGGCCUGCACAGAUGCCACGGAAACCGCGCCGGAUAUCAUCGACUUCACCGGGCAGCAGCCCGUGAAGGACGCUUUGGAAGGCCUAUCGAAUAUCAACGGCGUAACCGUUACGUGGGAAGAGGUUAUCACCGCCUACGACGACAGCGCAGGCACCCUGGAGCUUCGGUACAACGUGACAUUCGACGGUGACUGUGUCAGGGGCAACGUCCCGACUGGGGGACUCGCACAUUCGUGCUACGCGAGUGCCACCGACGUUCUCGCUGACGUCGAUUGCAGCAUCACGACGUUGGCCGACGGAAACGAACCCGAGGGGUCGUUCUACCUGACGUACCAUUGCGAGUCCAUCGUCAACUCCACAAUGGCAAACGUGACCCAGUACAGCGACCUGAUGGUGUUCAACCACACCGGCGGCGUCGAAGUCGGGGACACGCUCCGCGUCAACACCAUCGAGGGGUCGACCGGGGGCAUCGCUACCGACUGGGAGUACUUCACCAUCACCGAUGUCAACGGCUAUUACAUUACCGUUGACGUCAGCAGCACCGCCGUCGACAUUGCGGACGGAUACUACUACGUGGAGUAUGGCAACUUUUACUCCGGGCCUGGCAUGGACCACGGGGUCAGCGCGAACUGUUUCCAGGCCGACCCGGACUUCACCAACAACCCCCUGGACCACGACGUGUCUGCGUCGGAUCUUCAAGAUGAGCUGCAGGGUCUGGCCCAGGUUAACAGCUCUGCUGGAUGCCUCGAGGUGGUACGCAACCCCAUCGAGCUGGGAACAACGGUGGACUUCGGGUCCGGCACCCCGGUGGAGGUAAUUGGCUACCAGUACAACCUCACCUUCUACUGCGCCAACGGCAACGUGCCCACCCUCGGCUGCAACACCAGCGGCACGAGCCCCUUCACCUCCACGAACGAGGACAUGAACGGCCUCACCCCGCCGGAGGGGAGGCAGUGCCAGGUCACCAGCGAGAUCGACGGGUCUUCCGUCUCCGGAGACUUCACCCUGUCCACGUCGUACCCCCACCAGAAGGAGGGGGACCCCGUGUGGGGCUACACAACCUCCGGGCUCAGCUGGCGCGCGACCGCCGAGGAGGUCGAGACCGCCCUCGAAGACGUGAGGGACGCGGACGACGCCCGGGUGUUCGGGGCCGUCACCGUGGAGAGGCACGUGUACUGGCCGGAAGGGGCGUACAAGUGGUCCGGUCAGUACAACUGGUCCAUCACGUUCGACACCCGGCCGGGGGACGUGCCGGAGACGCAGAGCGCGUCGACGGUGGUCACCAACGACGGGGAAGCCGCCGCGGUGUCGGUGGGGACCGCCCGCGACGGCAACGAGAUCGACGGAGGGUUCGGGCUGUCGUUCUGCCCCGGCGGGGGCGACUGCAUAACGACCAACGCCACCUACUUCAGCGCCUUCCUGACGGAGGAUGAGCUCAAGGCUCGAUUCUCGGAGGCGUUCUUCACGCGGGGCUCGGUUUCGGUUAACGUCAGCGAAGCCUUCGGGGCCGCCGAGGUGAGGAUCAGCUACCCGGACAACGACACCGCGGCCAUCAUCGAGGUCUCCGACUGGCUCCGCUUCGACAGCACCGACUACACGGUCGACAGCGUCGUGGAAGACCCCGCGGACGGCGCCUACGACCACCUCGUGCAGCUCAGCGCGAACGUUACCUCCCUCAAGGGAGCCUACGACGCCACCUUCGGCACGACAGCCGUGUCCGUCACCCGCAGCGGGCCCACGCAGGCCAUGGGCUACUCGUGGGAGGUGACGUUCUCGAACAAGACGGUGGGCGGGAACCAGCCGGACAUCGACUCUACGUCCUCGGAACUAACCGGAUCGGGGGUGGACAUUGUCUUGUCGGAGACGCAGCAAGGGAACCAGCUGACGGGGACGUUUACGCUGUCCUACGACGGCGAAACCUCGAGCGAGAUCCCCUUCGACGCCGCCGCUGCCUCCGUCCAGUCCGCCAUCAACUCGCUCUCCAGCGUCUACCCUUCGCGGGUAGACGUUACCCGUACGGAAGAGACCAUCGACCGGUCCCAGCAGGUAGGGGGUUACACGUGGACCAUCCUCUUCGACUCCGACACCUGGCACGACCCCACCGAUCACUCCUCCUCUGAGACGUACGUAGACGGGAGCUGGAUAGGGGAUGCGGCAGACUGGGCGGACACUUGGCCGAGCACCGGGGAGGGGCGGUUUUCGAAGGCGUGGGGGAGAAACGUCGGGCGCUUGCCUGACAUGGACUGCUCGAGCGAUGGUCUCGGAACCACCCGCGGGGACGGCUCUGAGGAUUGCAAGAUCACGACGAUCCAGGAAGGGACGAACCCGCUAGGGGGGACCUUUACCCUGACGCUGGACGCCCAGGGUCACGCGGUCAUGUCAGCCGACGCUGUGUGCACCACCGGGCCCAUCGCCCACAACGCAUGGGCCACGGCGGAAGAGUCGGACGGAGACGGGACUUCCAUGGAGGAGGUACUCGAGGCCACCGACUGCAUCGGCGACGUGUCCGUCAGCCGAGGAGAUCCAAACCUCGCUACUCAAAACGGUGGCUACGCCUGGCUUGUCACUUUCCUCAGGGACGCGGACUCCCCCUGCCAACAGGCCGGCGCCGACGGCCUCUGCAACUCUCCCGGUGACGUCCCCAAGUUCACCCUCUCGGACGACAACGCGGCCGACCUCCUGGGCACCAGCACCCGCAACGUCGUGUUCGGGGACGGAGACUCGACGCACGGCGCGCUCACGAUUCUCGACGUCGCAGACGGUACCACCAUGCCCCCCGGAGCCCCCGAAGUGCAGACGGUCAGGGUGUACGAUCUGGAACUUUCGGCCUCCGACAAGUUCGACGGAAACCCGGGUUUCGUGCUUAACCUGGGAGGAAACGCAAGCGGCUGCGUCCCGUGGAACGCCAGCGCCGAUCAAGUAGCGACCGCCAUCUCGGACACAUAUCCCCUGUACGGGGAGAACGUCGUGGUGACACGGUCGAUUCCUCCGGACGAGGAAAUCUGGGGGCUGCCGUCCAGUCCGGCGCCAAAUGGAUACACCUGGACCGUCAACUACGUGGGCUACGACGGCGACGUGCCUGACCCCGGGGCCGACGGGGGGCUUUACUUCAACUCUUCUGGGAACGCGACCGCUUGCCCGCCGCUCACGGGGUGGCAGAGGGUAGAUGCGCAGACGCUGGUCAACGGGACCGUCAACCCGGUUUCCUGCGAGGAAGAGGGCUGCGUGGACGGCGUCGUUCUUCGCAGAAACUUCUCGGACUUUUCGAUACCGGAGGACGCCUGCAAUAACGUCACCGUGCCGUGGAACGCGUUGGCGGGAGACAUCGAGGCCGCCAUCGAGGGUUGCGCCAACGGGACGCGCCAGGUGGAAGUCAGCCGCUCCGUCAUCGACCAGUACGGCACCAUGGAAUGGGAAGUGACCUUCACAAUGAACCCGGGGGUAACUCCUACCGGUGCAGGGGACGUGGAGGCGCUCUCCGUGGCUCAGAACCUGACGGGACUGUCGGAACGCGCCUCCCAGCCCGUCGUCACGGAAACCCAGCAGGGCUCCACGGGACUGUCGGGCACCUUCGCGCUGGACUACAACGACGUCGGGGGCUCGAGGGAGGUCAAGUUCGACGAAGACGCGGACCGCAUGAGGCGCAAGCUGGAAGAGAUGAGCACCAUCUCGGACGUCUACAUCGACCUCGAGGAGUACCCUUCCAACGACAGCGGGGGCUGGGGAGGCACCGCCGUCGAGGACGGCACCGCAGGGGGAUACGUCUGGAAGCUCCGCUUCCUGACGGUCCCCGGCACGUACAACGGGGAGACUUUCCCCGCCGGGACCGGUAACGUGGACGCCAUUGUCCCGUCGGCCUCCUCCCUGUCCGGGUCUUCCGCCAGCGUGGUCACCACCACCGUCACCGAAGGCGCGGAUGAGAUGGGCGGAGGGUUCGCGCUCGCGUUCGCCGGAGAGUCGACCGAAACGCUCCUGUACACCGCGGACGAGACGGCGGUCGAGGCCGUCCUCGAGGACCUGUCCAACGUCGGCGACGUUUCCGUGUCGUUCGACCCUUACACCCCUACCCGGAUCGCCAACGCCACCGUCACCGUAGCCAGAGACUCGUCCACCGCGGUGGUGUCUUCGACGCGAGACCUGCGCAACUUCCUGUCACCGGGCGUUGUCAUCCGAAUCGGCGGGGAAGACGCGUCUGCGGGCGGCACCCUGGCGGGAACCAACGGCGAGGGGUAUCUGGACUAUCCCGGUGGUGUGGGACACAGGUCGACGGUGGUUCCCGGCUGGCCCGUCCUCGAGACCGACAACGACCUCUCCUCCAAGGCAGCCGUCGGUCGUCAGGUCCGUGUUGCCGGUUCGCGCUACACCCUCCGAGGGGUAGGCUCCGAAGUCCAGGCGAUCACCCUCGCGGCCGACGAAUCAGCCUCGACGGACUUCUGGCAGCUGUCCCUGGUGCACUCCGGCCUGGGCGGGGAGACGUUGUGCUUGCCAUUCGACGCGACGGGUGAUGAUGUGGACGAGGCGCUCGAGUCUCUGGCUGCUGUUGAUGUCGGCGGGGUGGUUGUCACGCGGCGAGGCUCGGGGACCCACGGGGACCCGUACGUGCACUCGGUUUACUUCGAGGGCGGAAGCACUGCCGGGGAUGUCAAUGAGAUGUCGAUCAACACCACGGCCUGCGUCCUCGAGAGCGGCUUCGAGGCGCCGUUCAACGCGACGGCGUACGUCACCACCGUUCAGCAGGGGGGCCGCGUCGAGCAUCAGAAGCUGACCCUCGCCACAGAGGCCGGGUACGUCCGAGGGGAUUACUUCCGCCUCUCGUACAACGGCACCAGUUACGCCUCCACGGGCUGCCUGGAAUGGGGCGCCCCGGCAGAGGACAUCUCGGACGCCCUGUCCACGCUUCCCCCUGUCGGAGACAUUCCCGUACCGUCCGACACGCUGACCCUGAACACCUCGGGCAUGGACGUCUUCCCGGCGGCAACGGUGGCGCUGUCGAGCGACCAGUUCGUUGACGGUCGCCUUGAGAGGGGGGACGUGGUUCGGGUGUUCGGCUCCCAGAACGACGCCGAGUACUCCGUCAGCAGCGUCUCCGCGGACGGGACCUCCGUCACCCUGGGCACCACGUUCCGAGCGGCGACCGGUAGCGGGGGGCUCGAGGCCGCGAACGUCACCCGCGUCGUGCCCGACGCAAUUACCGUUGCCCGCUCCGGCACCGGCAAGAGCGUCACCGAGGUGCAGAGGGUCGUCGUCACGGCCACCUCCGAGGUUGUACCUUUGGACGGGCAGGGGUUCUUCCGGCUCCGGUGGGACCACGACGGCAUAGAGGGCAUCACCGAGUGCUUGGAGUUCGGCGCUGAGGCAACCACGGUCCAGGACGCCCUGGAAGCGAUCGGGUACGAUCUUGACGGGUCUGGGACUAGCUUCGAGGAAGGGGACGACGGUCACGUGCUCGUCACGAGGGAGGGCGACGCCAGCGCUUCCAGCGGCUACGGUUACGAGUACACGUUCGAGUUCAAGGGCGUGGCUGGGGUUAGCACCGUCGUCGGCAACGUGGAGCAGAUCCAGGUGGUGGGGAUCGGUGCGGUGAACGGCUGCACCGACGUCGGGGGAAUCGUCGACACCGAUACCCUGGAUGGCAUCACAGGAAACACCACCGACGGUUCCUACUACGUGGCCCCGAGCGUUUCAAUCGCCGGGAAGCUAGCCCCGGGCGACCGCAUCCGUAUCGGUGGCUCCACCGAGCCCUACCGUAUUUACACGGUCGCGCUCGCGAACGGCGAAGAACCGUUUUCGCUCACGGAGGCCUUCGACGGGAUUUCCACCGAAGAGGCGGCUAUUUCCAUAGUCGGCGACGGUGUUCCACAGUUCCACGUGGAAACUGUCGCUGACGGGCAGGCGGCGUGGACCUACGACAUCUUCUUCACGGCUCCUCACCUCGGCAACGUGCCGGAGCUGGUCGUCUUCGACGAAGGCACAGGGGAGUGCGUUUCCGGUGACUAUGACAACGAGAACGAGUGGUCCAUUAUCAGUGGGAUGCGCCGUGACGUCAAGCUGUCAACGGAAGAAGACGGUGGCAGCCGCGAAAUCGUAGAGCUUGCGUUGGCUUCUACAGCGGCGGCGGGAGGCCUGCCCGAAGGGGCCGCGAUGCGACUAUUCUUCAAGUACCACGGGGUGUACCACAGGGUCCCUGACACGGCCGAGUGCUUCCCGUGGGAGGCUGGCAGCACAUCGGUACUAGAAGCGGGCUUUGACGACAUCAUCGGUGAGGCGGGGUCGGUUCUUGUCAGCAGGAUCGGAGAUGAAACUGCCACCUCGGCGUACGGCUAUACCUACGGAAUCGACUUUGCCGGUACCGCAGUGAGGGGCGACAUGGAUCUGAGAUUGCUGAUCGCGCAAGAAACACUGGAUGGUGAAGCUUCGGGUGUAAGCGCGGUGAUUUUCGAUGGUCUCGGGGAGUCGUCGAGCAUUGAAGUGACACUAAACGACGACCUGGACAACGCGGGCUUCGCCGACGCCAUCAUCGGAUUAACCUACACUGGAUUGGACGUGAACUCAUCCCACACGUACAGCUACAACCUGACGGUGUGGGGGUUCGGCGACGACAUCCCGAGCGAGAGCUCCUCCUCUUCUUCCUUUGGGGGCGCCUACACCAACCACACCAUAGACUUUGCCGAAACCGAUCUCGCGGCACCCCUCAACGUGACCUUCGUGAGCAGCGACGGCCUGGUCGAAGAUGACACUUGGACGAUCCUCAUUUCUUCUUGCGGCGCUAACGCCUCUCUCCCCGCGGGUGCGUCGGUGACUCUGACGUCCGAACACGGGACCGUCGAGGAGGAGCUGCUGUCCUCGCUCGGGUUGGACGUGACAAUCACCCGGAGAGAGGACGCCACUUUCGCUCCGAACGGCUACAUAUACAACGUAUACUUCGAUGGCGAGAUGCAGGACGCAACAAAUGUGCCCGACCCGUAUACAUCCGGGGGCCUGAACGUCACGUACGAGGGCUGCGUGCCAUUUGAUGCCAUUGCCGGAGAAAGCGUCACUCUGGCUACAGUAGCUCAAGGAACUACGGCGGGGGGUAUCUCAUCUGCCGUGCAGCUUCCGCUGGGGGAUGUAGACGACCCUUCGCUGGAGGGAACGUUCCUUGGUGGAGAUGGCACCGCAGAGAUGGCCUUGUACCGUGUCUCGGGACACUUGUACACGGUGUCUUUCGACUCCAACCUUGGAGACCUUGUGGAUAUCACCGGGGAUUCCAGCUCUCUGAACGGAGACGGCGCCAGCGUGGAAACGUUCCCUUCGGAGAUCGUGAAAGGAGUGCUCCCGUCAAGGCACGCCGCCACAGACGCACAGACGGGCGUCCCUUACUUCUUGCGCCUAGCCGCCUCGAACUCCCUCGGCUUCGGGGAGUACGGGGACAACAUUGCGGUCGCCAAGGCGGCGAAGGCGCCCGACUCGCCCGGAAACCUAUCCGCUGGAGUGGCGCUGCACGUCGAUGAGGUGCAAACCGUGACUGUGGCGGCCACUCACCAAAACGAGGUGCAGAUCAUCACCACGGCCGCUCCGGCGAUCGUCGGUGUUCAAUUGAUGACAACAUCGGCCGAUGAGGGUGACACCGUCGAGGGAGAUUUCGCCCUCCAGUUCCCCGAGAUACAGACGAUUACACUAUUUUCCUCAGCGGAGGUGACGAGCGGGAACUUCAGCCUGACCUACACGGCCGUUUGGGCGAACGACAGCACCGGUGUCUUGAGCUCCGACUCGGAGACCACCGCUUGUAUUGACUGGAACGCUGGGGCGGAGGACGUGGAAGCGGCUCUUGAGGGUUUGUUGCUCGUCGACGAUGUCACUGUCGUCCGUUCAGGCGAUGCGUCCAACGCCUACGACUUUGGGUACACUCACGAGAUCGCCUUUGUCGGUCGGGACGUUAUCGGAAACGUCCAGCCUCUUACAGCGGACACAGACUCCUGCGCCGACUUUGUUGUCUCUGGCGGGGGUCAGUCGGGCAUGACCGUUGCGACGAGAAAUGAGGGAGACGCCCUUGGAACUGGAACUACGGCCCAAAACGUCAAGGUGUUUUCGGCUGUAGCAUUGACGGAGGAAGUUGGAGCCUACCGCCUGGCGGUGAACUUCAGCUCUUCCGAGCACUCUACCAAGUGCCUUUACUGGGAUUCCACGGCAGAGGAGGUUGAGACAGCUCUGGAGCUGCUUGACAACGUGGACUCCGUCCAUGUCGAGAGAGACGGAAGCGGUGGAGAGGAUGACGACUGGGGAUACACGUACAGCGUUUUCUUCGACGGAAACGCCUUCUACGGGGUCGGAGAGUCCGUGUCCCCGGUGUCCCGCCCUUCUCUCUCAGUCAACGCCUCCUCCGGGUGUUCCCCAUUCUCGACUACCAUCGACGGAGUCCUGACCGCCCUCGACAACGACACCACCUGGAACGGCGUAACCGCCUCUGACAUAGUCAGCGGCGGUUUCACCCUCAGCCAAUCAGCUACCGCGGAUGACGUCACCGAAGGGUUAUCGGUUCUGCCGUCGGUGACCUCUCCGAUGCUGACGUACCGGGGCGUCGCGGAUGACCAGCAAGGGAAUUCUUGGACCAUGUCGUUCUCGAGCAACGGCGGGGCGGUGCCCGAGCUGGUUUGCGUCACAGAUGCCGGCUUCGUCGGCUACUGCGAGGUAACCACGCUCGUAGAGGGCAACGAGGUUGGAGGCAGCUUCUACCUCAACGACACGAACGCCAUCGCGUCGGACGCCACAGCUUCGGAGAUGGAAAUCCUGUUGGAGGCCACAGACCUCGGGGACGUGAACGUUACACGCUCUGAUUCCGAUGGCCGCGGCGGGUACUCCUGGUCCGUCACGUUCCACGACUACGUGGGAGAUGUGCCCGCGCUGGUGGCGGACAACGACCUCACAGGCUACUCCGCCUCCAUCACUGUUGUCGAGGAGGUGAAAGGCAACGAGCUCGGUGGGACGUUCGCCCUAGAGCUGGAAGGGUACGUGACCGACGACAUGGCGCACGAUGUCACAGCUGAGGUGCUCCAGGGAUCCUUGGAAGAACUCGGAAACAUUGGAACUGUCGACGUCACCAGGACCGAGAUCGGAUCCGAAGGUGGAGCGGAGUACCGCAUCACCUUCGAGGAUGUCACCAACUCUGGCGAUGUCGCUCUCCUUGUCGCACACUCGGAGGGUCUGACGGGCGCCGGUUCCACGGUGGUCGCUAGGGAGGUUGUGAAGGGCAGCGAGGCCACCGGAAGCGCAGUUCGGGUGUCUUUCUCGGCCCCGCAGCACUGCAGCACGUCGCAGGUGUCGCUGGACAUUUGCGGGGACCCGGUGGCGUACUACGUGGUGGAGUGGGACACCUCUGACGGUUUCAACUCCGCCGCGCUUUCAAGCCUCGUUGUAGACGGAGAAGACCUGCUUCUGCAACAGCAGCGUGUCACGACGAUGGCGUCGUCGGCCAUGUCGGGCACCUUCCAGCUGUCCUUCAACGGUGAAACGACCCCUCUAAUUAACGCCGCCGCCUCAGCGGAGGAGCUCCGGUCUGCGGUUGAAGCGCUUGACAGCAUCACCACCGCUGCGGUGUAUCGCGACUUUGCGGUAACUCCCAUCGGCGGGGAAAGUGGUGACGACGCCGGCGAAAUCCUUUUGGACCUCACCUUUGGAAGCCAGAGCGCGCAGUGCAGCUCGGACAACGAGGACCUAGCUUCUUGCGACUACAGCUUCUCGGCGUGCCAGCUCGUGAGACUGGAAGACGUGUGGUACAGGGUCAAGGCAUCGUUUGAGCCCGACGGUAGCGGACAGAUUCCGUUGGCUGAGGAACACGACUGUUCAGUGACUGCUUCCUACAAAGGGGACACCAAGACAGGAUCCACACCGUACGCCUGGUCCUACGGAUAUGAAUGGACAAUUCACAUCCUUAGCUACGUGGGAACUCUGGGACCGAUCUCGAGCCCGAUGCACUCGCUGUAUCCUGCCGACUCAGCCGUCCUGUACAUCAGCGGCUCUGAUUGCGAGAGCUGCCUCUACAUCCCCAACGACGGAUCCUCCCUGACAAUGGGCACCCCGUACUACGUUAGAGUCGCCGCCUACAAUGCGCUGGGGGCGUCCGAGAUCGGCAGCGGGUCGGACGAUAGCUCCCUUGUUGUUGGGGUGGUACCGAACCAGAUCCCCUUCGCGCCGACGGACGUGUCGGUCACAGUGGUGUCUGGCUCGAGGUUGGAGGUGUUCUUCUGCGAUCCACUCAUUUCCAGCGGCGAUAUCCGUGGCUUCCUGGUGCAGUGGGACACUGACGAGGGCUUCGAGCAGGCUAUCGAAGGAGGGGACACCGGCGCCGGGUGUUCCGAAAUCGGGUUCGGGUCUUGUGUCGUGAGCGAUGCUGCCGUGGCCGGACAGUGCCCGUACUCGCUUCUUCUCACCGGACUGUCAGGUGGCGAGACGUACUACAUUCGUGUUGCGGCGCUCGGAGAUGUUGCGGCUCAACCGGUCAACCCGACGGGAGACCCCCCGGACAACACCAACUGGUCGGGGGUCAUCGAGGCCGUGCCGGUGGACCAGCCGCCCAGCUCGCCAGGUCCCGUGUCCAUCUACGUGCUGGACGGGUCUACACUGCAGGUGCACAUGGAGGUGCCGGCUGAGAGUGGCGGGUCUGACAUCACACAGUACAUCAUCGACGUCGACAGCGUGUCAACCUUCUCGUCUACCGGUCUGGCCAGCUACACCGUCGAGGCUGAUGAGCUGGGAACUCUAUACAACGGAGGAAGCGCGGUCUACGACAUCCCCGACCUCGACGCGGGAACGCUGUACUACGUGCGUGUCUCCGCUGUCUCGGCGGUGGGUACAUCGGACAGCACCCUCGCCGCCAACAACCCCGUGGCGCCAAGCCAGCACCCCGAUGCUCCGGCCGAGAUGGCGGCGGAGGCUGUCAUUGCAGGCGGGGAAUCAAUCAAUUCGGAGAUCGAGGUGGCAUGGGCGUCACCGGAGGAGAACGGAGGCUCUCAGGUUCUCGGGUACCGGGUGGAGUGGUUCGAAACUGAAACCGUCAGAAACGAAGUUCAGGCGGUUAGGAUGACCUGGGAGUCCGGAGACGAACCAUUAGAGACGUUCCGGCUGUGGUUCAAGGGGUCGUCGACCAAUGUAGGUAUGGACCCAGACGUUUCCUAUGUGAGCAUGCGAGACGCUCUCAUGAACAUCAACGAAGGGAGCGGCGACUUCCCAGUGGGUCACGUGGAUGUCGAGCGCUCCGCCAUCAACGGCGACGAAGGGUACGUGUACACGAUCGUCUUUGAGGAUACCGAAACCGAUGCCGGAGACCAGCCGAUGCUGACCCCGUCCGACACCUUCACGGGGACCGGUUCGAUCAGGGUGUAUGAAGUGACAUCUGGUAUCCGAGCAGGCGGCGCGGCAGAAGUGCAGGUGGUCUCCGUGACGGGGACCGGUACCGGCUCUCGGAAUGCAACGAACCCGGAUGAAGCCGUCGUUCGCGGCUACUGGAGGGCCCAGUUCGCCGCUUCCAACUUCAGCACUUACGUCUCCGCCGGAGCAUCUGCUGGGGAGGUGGAGGCUGCCUUGGAAGGGCUGGAGCCGACUGGAGACCUAACGGUAACGCGAAGCGAAAACGACGACAACGGUUACGACUGGCAGGUCACGUUCGAAACCCCGGUUGGAGACCGAGGUGCCCUUGUGCUAGACGACGCGUACCUGUGGAGCACUAACGACGACGCGGCGGCCUCGAUCUUGGACGGAGACAACGAGGUGGAGGAGUCAACAGGCGCCCUCAUCUGCAGCGACUGCCAGGUUGGCGAAGCCCCGGUGGGCUACGGUUACGCGGACCUAACCCAGGACGAACUGACUUACACAAUCUCCGGGCUUAGCCCUGGGGUUUCGUACACCGUGUACGUCUCAGCGUUCAACCGCCACGGCCAGGGCGCGAGAGCCGUGGUAGACUCUGGGGUGGUCACCCCGCCGCUGGCGGUGCCAUCCGCUCCCACGAAUGUCAGUGUCGCCACGAAGGGUUACAACGCUACGGAGGGAGAUGGCAUCGGGGAUUCCCAGCGACUGCUGGUGACGUAUUCCCCUCCUGCAUCCAACGGGGGCGAGGAGAUAACAUCCUACUGGGUAGAGCUAGACCCAACACCGACGUUCGACGACCCCAUCACGGAGGCGUUCCGGUGCCCUAACUCUCCGGACUACGCCACCUGGGUAGUGGAAACCUCUUCGAACACCUCCAUUUUCGAAGGAUACUUCGAGUUGGCUCUCACUCGAUCGGGAUAUGAGCUGGUGACGAACCCUAUCCCCUUCGAUGCGGUUGCCCUCGGCUCGGACGAAACCCCGGCAGCGUCAACGACGGACUCCCUGGUCACGUGCGAGAACGACGCGGGCAACAAUGACGACGAUUGUCCGGACAGCCGGUUGCAGAAGUCGGGCUCCAUGCAGAUGAAGAUGGACUACUUGGACACGGUGACCGAAGGCGUGCAAGUUAGCCGCCAGGAGCUUGGAUCAGGGCAGUACCGCUGGACUGUCACGUUCUUGGACGAGGGAGACGACUUCGAGCUGGAGGAUGUCGUGUCGAGGAACUACCUCAACACCACCACCGGAGAUGCGACGGAGAUCACGACAACCAAGCUCAAGACCGGAGUUGUCCAGAGCGAUUGCAGCGGGGAGAUGGUCGUUCCUACCGACGGUGGCCUCGUCAAGGGGCAAGCGUACUACGCUCGCGUCUUCGCCUACAGUCCUGUCGGCUUCAGCCAGGGCCAGGUGGCAUCCGGCCCCGCGAAGCCGACAACUGUGCCCGGCCGGCCAACGUCAGUUUCGGUGGAGGUUUACGACGCCCAGUCUUUGAAAGUAGUAUUCUCUCCUCCUGCGGACGAUGGCGGAGAUACAGUGGUGGCGUACUUGGUGGAGUGGGCGCUGGACUCCACCUUCUCGGACUCGUGGAGCUCUACUGUGUCUCUUCUCAGCGGAGGGGCUCCAUUCCACAAGGUAUUAUCGAGCCUCGACACGGGCGAGGCCUACUACGUGAGAGUGUCGGCCAGGAAUAGCUUAGGCUAUGGAGCCACUCAAAGCUCCAGUCCCACGUAUCAGCACCCUUACGAGGAACCCACAGCGCCUACAGACGUCGUGCUGGGAGUCACCUCUGACACCAUGCUAACGGCAAGCUUUUACCCUCCGAGCUCCGAUGGCGGUGACGAGGUGACAGCCUUCCUCAUCACGUGGGAUGUGUCGGAGUCAUUCAACAGUCUUGUGGGAUCGCCGCACUCGGGUAGUGCAAGGGUGAACUCUUCCGAGCGGGCCUACACGGUCCAGUACCUCAGCACAUCCAGGAGGUAUUACGUGAAAGUGGCGGCGGAGAACAGCGCGGGUGCAGGAGUCGCCCGUGCCGCGUCCCCCACCUCCUCCUACCCGUCCCAGCAACCUCCGGGCAUCCCCGUGGGACUGGUCGCUAGCAACGGCGACGCCGGCACGGCCACGGUUUCGUGGGACUUCCCGCUGGUGCCGACCCACGGUAUCCCUUGUUUCGGCACGGAGGAGACUCCGACGAUUUGCCCCACACCUGUCGGGGGGGUGUACCCGGGGUCUGACGGGGGCGAUAAUGUCUACGAGUACAGAAUACAGUGGAGCACGAGCCUUGGCUACGUGCCGUCUGAUUCUACUUUUGGCUACGCGGACGUGUCCAACACUACCUACACCGCCACCGGCCUGACGACUGGGCUAGAAUACUACUUUAGAGUGUCAGCGCGGAAUACAAUCGGGUACUCCGGUUUCUGUGAGCUUUCGGGCAAUACGUGUGCGGGGGACGAAGUGUCGACCAUCAUCACAUGA